AGGGGUUCCAGCUGUGUGCCGACGGAGAAGUACGCUGCUUUAACUCUCAGUGUCUGAUCCAGCAUAUCUUUCAACCAAAUCAAGUCAGCAGCCUGCAGUGAAAUGAUAAGAUAAUGACAAUAUGUUUUUCUAACAUAACACACCGUCGGUUGGAAUUUUGCUAUUGGGAGCUGGGGUUUACGAGCAGCUCCUGAAGGUGGCAUGAUGCUGAGCGCGUAAUGGAUUUCCCCAACACUGCUGCUAAUCGGGGACCAGGAGCUGCAGCAGUCCAGCCGCAUUCAACCUUCUCCACCACUUGAUGCCGGUGACCUUGGCUCACAGUGAUUUGGUCUCCCACACUUAGGCUGUUCUUUUCGGUUCACCAUGGCAUCCUCGGACGGGCUGGAUGAAGAAUGCGUGUUGCAGCGGGGGAGAUCUCAGAGUGACCCGAGCAGCAUCACCGAGGUCCGCCUGGGUGAAGCGCAUAGAGCAGGUAGGAGGAGGAGGAGGAGAAGAGGGGGGCCUGAACGCAUGUCAGAUAUCUGUCACCUGCGUUUCGCUGUGCCCUUUUGGCUGGAGGAUGAACAAGCAACAAAUGACGAUGUUGGAGUUCACCUGCAGCUGGUCACAUCCGCGGUGAUCUCUCUGAAUCUGUAUGCAACAAACGUAGGUCGUGUUGUAAACGUGCGUCAUUUAGUAUCCCUUACAUGUACCCUAAACGGUUCUUUUCCACGGGCCUUCCACGAAUAUAUUCAGUGUUACCUGUCCUUCACAUCGAUAUGAGAAAUCUGCAUCUGUGCCAUGCAGUUCGGAGAUGUCAGCCAACUGUUGGCAUACCAUGUUGUUCUUGGUUGAAUCUAUAAUUACAUGUCAGCUAUAAGAUGCACUGAUUGGCUGAUUUAGUCAGUAGCAGGCCUGCAUGCCUCCUGGCAGUGGUAGUCUAUGUGACCACCUAUCACCCAACCUUAGUGAAUGUAGCCCAUCAUGAAGCUGUGAUCAACAUUUAUGAAUUUCUGAACAUGCACACACAGUCUACAUCUGAAAAGUAAUCAAACCUGCAAUGCUGAAGUGCUUUUUAAGUUUGAAUGAAAGCAUAUGAAACCUUGACACUGCUCCAUUUCACUCAGAUUCACCAUUAACCUAUUCCUGCUCAACAUGGUAGCAUCAUCUUCACCUCUAGCCUCAUGGCAUUUAUCCUGUGUGUGUGGUGGUGGGGGGUGGGGUUUGGAGUCGCUUUUCUUACUUAACACAUCUGUCUGCAAGAUUCAACAUAAGCAAGAAGACAACUGGACUGUAUGAGGACUGAAGGAAGCUGACUAAAAUGGAUACUGGCAAACUAUCAUGCAAAGCAAGCUCUUCUUGUCCUAAUGCAUUGAAGUGUGUCCAAAAUGCAGUCCUAUUUAAUUUGAACAUGCUUUAAGGAAGGCUGCUGACUAUAGAAGUAUGAUAUUCAUCCCCGUAGCAUUUACUGUAUGUAAAACAUAGUGUUGCUGUGUGUAUGCAAGGUAAAGGGUGUGUGUCACUUUGUUGGAACUUCACUACGCCUCAAGAAUAAGAAGAGGCUCAAGUAAUCAGAUAAGAUGAAUAUAUCAUUAAAUCCCAACAUGAAAAAUGAAUGGGCAUAAUGCCUCUGGUGCGAGGACAGCAUGCACACCUUGGCAUCACACAUGGACUGCAGUAUGUCGGAUAGAGGCUGAUAGGAGUACUGGUUGUGUAUUUUGCUGUUUCCAUGGUUACCUAAAUGGCAGAAGGCAGCCCUUGGCUCUCCAACUGUGAGCCGACAUGGUGUUUGUCUGCUUCACUAACUGGCCCUUUUUUUUUUUUUUCAAUGCACUCGGUGAUGUACAGUGGCCAGCCAUUCAAAGUGAAAUGCCACUUAGACUGUGAAUCGUGUUUAUCUGUGGGAUGGGAUUCACUUUUCCACUGGGAAUACUAGCUGGGCAGGUAAUAACUGUUGCUCAACAGCUACAAAGCAGCGAGGGUAUACUGUUCUGAAAGGCACUGGGCAAUGGAUGGAUUCUCACAAAUUAUAAAUCACUGAUUUUGACUUACAGGCCUUUGAUGGUGUUGCUUGCCAGCCAUCAUCGCCCACAUACUGUUUCUGACAGCAGAAAAGGGAUGAGUUAAAAAGAGAGGUAGAUAGUGUAUACAGCAUUUGUUUCUGUGCAAAUAAGGGGCUCAGUUACUAAAUCACUGUCUGGCAUGUUUGGGUCAUAGUGUAAAAUGUAAGAUGGGAUUAUGUGCUUCCUAUUACUGCACACAUACUCUACUCCACUUUCAUUUUCUCUGGUGUGUGAUAUUACAGUCUGUUUGAACAUCAGACUGUUUCACAAGGCCAGCUAUCUUUAGACACGAGGGCCACAGGAACACAGCAGAAAGGAUCUUCAAGUUCUCCUGCCAGCAGAGAAUAUUGUUGUACUCGUGCCCUCGGUUUUGAAUCCAGGGCUUGUCACGUUGUCAUGGUUGUUAUGGUUACAUAACAGCGUUGGUGUACGUGCAACUCCAAGGCAAAGAUUGCAGGACUUUCCAGGAUAUGCUCUUCAUUUCAUUACUUCAGGACAUGUUCACCUGGAUCCUCUGAUGUUGUCCAGAGCUGACGUUUCUUGUGCAGCACCAUGUAAGCAGGGCCCGGGCAAUGCAGCAGUUAAAAUCCCCUUCCCUCCCCAUCCUCUCCAUCCGCUCUGCUCAGUGCUAACCCCCACUGCAGCUUUGAUCAUGGCACUUGAAGAAUCAUCUCCAUUUCAGAGGGGUAAAAAGGGAGCGACAGAUCUCUGAUGGUGGCAUUAUUAUGGCACCCAGGUGGGCAAUGUCACUGUGCAUCAGCUGCACAAUAGACUGGACUUAAUAUGCAACCGAUUUCUUUUUCCAUUGUAUUUCACUGAUAACAGUGUCUGAAAAAACUCUGUCACUCUUGCUGCUCUAUAAAGCUGCAGCACCAUAGAAAAAUCACUCUCAUUCAUGCGAAUUAACCUACAUUAUUGCUAAUUUUAAUGCUGAAUUUCAUGUUUAAUGCACAGAACAGUGACUUCCUCAGGGUUACCCUGGUCAGAUCAGAGAGACAGCAGUAGGGAUGGGCGAUAAAUUAUCCUUCAUGAUAUAUCGUCAGAAAAAUCCUCCAUAAUAAAUAUUUGCCAUCUCAUGAUAAAUACGAUAAAUGCUAGUUGAUGAUGUAAGGGUGAGCGACGGGCUCACAGUCAUAGCCCACACAGAACAUGGCCGAAGGAAAUGAAGAAGACGUUCCUGAGCAGCUUGUUACUGAACGAGGCUCCACAUGAAGGAUUUCCUUCAAGAUUGGGGUUGAGAUGAGUGCAAUCAGGUAUGUCUGACAUUGGACAGUGAAUCUGCUGCUGUUCAUUCUAUGCAAUAAGAGUUUUUAACAAAUGUUGAAAAUGUUUUCACAUUUGAGAUUUGUUUGAUGUCACUAGUUUUCUCCAUAACCUACCACUCAAACUUGUGGUUAAGUAUCUUAUUUGACUACUCCAACUGGCGUUCUCAAGACAAAAUGAGUCAAAAAUAUAGAUUGGAAUAAUAAUAAUUUUUAUUGAAACUUUUAUCGUUAUCACCAGAAUGGCAAACCUUAUCGUUAUACAUUUUUAAGUCUAUAUUGCUCAUCCCUAGACGGCAGACAGCAAAACAUGAAUGUGGAGGAAAAUCUGUUCAUAUAGACUCCUGUGAAUGGUUUAGUCUGACUCGUGUAAGGGCAUCCACCUUGUUCAGCACAUACAGAUUACAUCUGUCUAAGAGAAUGCAGAAUUGUUAGUGCAGCCAAACAUUGUAGCUCAAAGGUGGAAGUGAAGCUGCGUUCAGAUCGAGGCAUAUGCAGUCACCCAAAAACCAGACUUUCAUAGCUUUCAAUGGGCACAGAUGUAAUGUGACACUUAGCGUGCCUGCAAACAACACUCGGCACAUGGGCUCUGCAUCCUCCGACUUUUACAUUCAGCUGGCAGCUAAGACUGGUGUGACUGGGAAAAAUGAGCCAAACUGAUAAAUCCAUAUUACUCUCAUCAAACUGUGAAUAAUGUAAUGACUUUAAGUGAAUAAAGAAAUACUCUAGACAUUUUGUGAACCUCUCUGGCUUUUGCUUAUCUUGGAGAUGUCAUCGUUACAACAGGUUUAAGGAAAUGUAAUCUUUGAUGUACUUCAAUUGAAUCUAAAGCAGCAGUUAUUAAAUGCUUGCUAAAAGACUUCUUUCAUGACACAGAAUACACAUACGGCACAUUACAGGGCAACAAUGAGCUGGAAGCUAUACAUAGAUGAAAUAUUUAAGGAGUAUCCUAAUGACGUUAAGGACACAGGUGAUACCUGUCAGUAAUUAAAGUUGAACUGCUUUAGGACAGGGCUGCAGGUAGCCAAAGAAAGAGAAACCCUGUUGUCCAUAAAGUUCUUCUUAAGUGACGACAAGCAGGACUCGCUUUUACUUUCUUUGACUGAUGUUUUUCUAACUCUGCCUGAGGUCACAGUUUUUGCUCACAGCUCCAUACUUUUUUUAUGUUGAGAAUGAGAUACAAGCUGAAUUCAGUUUCAGCAGGAGCUUCAAGUUAUGUCAUUGUAAUGGAGCCAUGUGGUGGCACAGAGCCAUUAGACAUAAAAGUUAGAGCUCUCAGCAUAAAGCAGAGCCUGACUAUUAUUUGAUAUAUAUAACUUUACUUUUCUUUAUAUAACCUUCAUUUUUUCAAGUUUUCGCACACAUACCAUACAGUGAGCACAGAAGUAAGUAACUGGAAUGGCAUUACAGUAGAUACACUCAUUGCCCAAUCACGGUAUGCAAAACAAAACAAUAACUGCAGCAAAAAAGAAAACAAAAGCAGGGGGGUAUGGAUAAAUGAAUACAAACUAUGAUAGUAUCUUUGCUACAAUCAUUCAACAAAGUGUGUCAAGUACAACACAGGUUGUUUCCUCUUUGCAUGUAAUUGUCCCACUUUUCCCAGAAAGCAUCUCCUUUGUGCUUUUGGAGCCUAAAGGUCCUUUCACACCUGGACCGUUUUUAACGUGCAAUUAUUUCGGAUAACAAUAUCUUUUUUCAAACCCGUAUCCUGUCAAUACAAGCAAUCACAUCAGCGACGUUUUCCCGUCCUGCGAUAAUGCAGCAUUUAUUUUUUCGGAUCAUGGUCGAUUUUUCUGAAGUUUCACAUACUGUGUGUCCACUUCAGACCAAUGAGAUUGCGUGUUGUUGCGACGUCUGAUUCACGGGUGUAUCCAACAUGGCUGACCGGCUGAUUGUUUACGUGUCGGAGAACAGAGUGCUUUUUAAAAAAAAAAAAAAAAAAACAUCACAAAGAUAACGACCUGAAGGAUAGUUUGUGUGCUUUAACAGUUUGCUAAACAUCUUUGUUUUAACUUUCAUCUGUGCAAAGUAACUUUAGCUCAUAAGCUAACCUGUUCUGAUACAACAUACCAAAUGUAUUUUCACUGUCUCAAACUCAAACUGUCACAACACCAUUAGGUCUCGGUUGUUACUUUACGUUUAUGGAUUAUAGUUUAAUGUGCUUAUCUGGUACUGGCCCCGACUCAGUACAUGCUAUCAUGACAGACAGACAUCUCAACACUAGUGUCUAAUCAGAACUGGAAAAACAGUCAGUCUGGUGUUGUGUCAGUCUUCUUGCUUCCACCCGCGACACGUCUUUUUUCCCCCCGGAAAGUCACAAAAUCGCAUCGGGCUUGCUGUGUAUAGUCAUGCACAUCAAAAUCGCCUCCGAAUAUUUCGUAAUUUCACAUCGGAUAUUUGCAUCGGUCCCGGACCUUUAAACUAAAGGUCAACCAUUCCAUACAUUGAAUGUAACUAACUAUGUUUGACCAUUCCUUGACAGUGGGAGGUUCCUUCUAAAGCCAACGCCUUGUUAUGGCCUUUUUGCUUGCUGCCAUGAAGACUUUCAAAAGAUAUCUGUCCACCUUAGAUAUUUCUAAGUCCAUGUUUCCCAAGUAUAAGGACAAACAGGAGAAUUCCAUGUUACAACUCAGGACUUCCUUAAUAAUAUUAUGAACCUCAUCCCAAAAAGAUCUAAGGGCAGGGCAACCCCAGAAUAUGUGUGUAUGGUCUGCCAUACAGUGGCCACACUCUCUCCAGCACUCAGGGUCUGACUAUUGAUAAAACAUGCUGGCUUUUUUCUGCUCAUGUAUGUUUUUUAGGUGAAACCACAAAGGUGGAUGCUUCUGCUUUGGAGGGAAAAUUAGCCCUUAAACUUUCUUGUGGGGUUGUGCCAGCAGUGUGUUAAUGGGAUCAGUUCAUACAAACAGGUGCUUAACAUAGCACCCUCUGCCGUCAGUGUAUUAAUGCAGUGUGAGUGGGUGAGCAUGACGUGAUAUAAAGCAUUCUGAGCUGUCAACAUAGAACUAGAAAUAGACCGUAUAAAUACAGUUCAUUUACCACUGACUAUUUAGGCCGCCAUCUUGAACGGCCAUCUGCAGCAGCAAAGAACAGCCGCAGGUGUGACAUACAUGUUUUUGUACACAGUGGGUGGCCGCAGGAAAUGCACUGGUGAGGCGAUAAGGAAGGGAAAGAUCAGAGUGGUUGUUGUGUGCAAACAAAUGUGCUUGAUGGUUAUAUUUGACUGUAAAAACUGAAUGAAUGGAGGAUCAUACUAAACACACAUUACAGGAGCUCUUGGAGGCCACAGGAGAUCUGACUGCUAGAUAUUGCUAUAAAAUCCCCAUAUCUCUCUAUUUUUUGGACAUAGACUGAUCGACAGUAGGGCUGGUGAUAUUGAGCAGUUCACCUCAAUAACGAUAAAUGGAUGAUAACUACUCCACAAGCUGCUCACCUCCUUCCACAUUAACUUUGUCUACUUCAGCCGCUACAGCUUUUGAACCGUCCUCCAUCUCCUCACCUGUCUUUCCCUCUUUGUUACAAACUUGAUGGGGUGGAGUCACGUCUCUGAUGUAGGAACAUGAGAUGAUAGCCUACCUACACACAUCCAAAACCAACUUUUGUUUAUUCAUUUUGCCACAGAAUAUACGGAUAUGGGCAAAAUGAUGUCGGUUGUUGUUGUAAAUUUUGGUAUCGGUAAAUUUUUGGUUGAUCUCCCAGCCCUAAUUAACAGCAUUUUUAGUUAACAGCAUCAUAUCAGCACUGGCCUUCACAAGACUGAUAUCAACAUCAUGGUCAUAAAAGUCUAUUUAAAACAAGUUAUGGUCACGAAAUAACAUAUUUAUCUACAAUUUUCUACAAUCUUAAUCCAAAUAUUUAUCUUGGAUUUUUAUUUCUUUGUUAAUGGUUUGACAUGGCUGGACAGACAGCCCCAAUUUCUUUGUAGCAGUAUAAAAAUGUAUGUCAUUUGUUAGUGUCCUGAGAUUGUUGUGUUUUUUCAAAUGCAAAAAGAAUAAAGACUGGUGAGAGUAAAAGUGACUUGAGAGAGGUUCAUGUUUUCAGUUUUAUUCCAAAGCUGCAGCUGGAUGCUCUCAGAAAUACCCGAGAUGUAAAACUGGAGGAUUGCAAAACGGCAUCUUUUAUGCUUGCUCAGUAAAAGAAGUCUUAAACGCUGGUGAGUGGGGUCAAGAGCUCCAGAAAGUGAACAAGCAGGCAAAACUCCAACCAUUGGGCUUGUACUAGCAUUUGUAUAGAUAAGAAGUAAACAUAGAAAGCUGUCACUGCUGGAAGGAGACCCCCACUGCAGAAGGCUGACUUCGCAUACAGAAACAAUUUGUUCAAGGUUGCGCUGAAUGUUGUCCUCAUAAAGAACCACUCACUGAAAUUAUUCAAAAUUAUACUGCAAGGCUCAAGAUGAGUUGGCAACUUGGCAUCAGACUAGGUGAGAUGAGUAUUCGCUUUAUCUCUGAGACAUGGAUAAACAUUGCAGUCAGCACUGGGAGAAGCUUUGAAAUCUUUUCAAGUUCAAUCAGACAAAGUUAGCGUAGAAAAAAAUACACAGACUUGAGCAAACUGUGCUUACUUCAUGCCCCUCUGUGGCUAUUUAUAGGGCUGAUGCAACUUCUUAGAGUUUUUUUUAAUGGUUUUAUGUCUAUUUCAAAAGUGGAACAGCUGAAAGCAGUGAUAAAGGAUUUAGCAUGGACAGCAUGGUGAUGAUUAAUGUGGAGCAAUGCAGAAGUGAUGUGACUCUAAUCAAGGACUAUAAAUGAAAAUGUGACUCUGCUCAGACACUAAUAGGUUUCUCCGUCACUUAGAUUUACCCUUGAGGUUUUGGUGCAGCAUUGAUUUUUUCUAUUAGCUGGCCGAGACACUGUGGCAAAUGCAAAAGCACCUAUUAUUUCUUAUGCCAACUCAUCUCGUGCCAUUAUGUACAAUGCAGAGACAUCUCUGUUCCUGGCUGACUGCAGGGCCCCAGGGGAAGAGCACAGAGGCAGGACAAAACAUGACAUCAGCUUCACCCAAUGCAAUAAGGAGACAUAAAAGCUACUGUGUGGAGGAUAGGCUCAUUUUGGAGCUUUUCAAAGAAACUAGGAACACGAUGUUAAAAUUUCCAAAGAGAACAUGUAUCUGCAAGAUUUUGUAUUUCAAACCUUAGCCGAAUAUUUUUAAAUUUGAAAGAACAGUAGAAUACUGUAUUUUUAAUGUUAUUAAAAUUUUCAUCUCAAAAAUUGAUGAAAAACCAAACAAUGUAGAAGUAAUAAUAAACUGAUUUUUACUUGUUCAAUUUAGUGACAGUGUUGAGCGCAAUUUUGGAAAAAAAAAACCCUGAAAAACCUGGGGGAUGUAAGGUUAAAGGAAUAUUCCGGCGUAAAAUAAAGUUAUGGUCAAACACACUGUAACACCGAAUUAGACACCCCCUCGAGAGAUGAAUGUUGCCGACUGCUUGCCUCUCUAGUUUUACCAACCUUAGCAAAGACCGCACGAUAGCAAUACACAGUGGUGUAUGUCUUCAUGCACAAACCUCAACCAAAAAGCCACUCUAUAGCCACAAAUAAUGCUCAGAACAGCACCUAACUUCAUCAACAGUACAAAUAGGGUCCCAGGCAUAGCACUAGUCAUCAAACAUCUUUUUAACUUUGCCUGGUUUCUUUAGCCAAAAAAAUAAACCCAUUAAAGGUGCGUUACUUUGGCUAAGGUGCCAAUAUGUCUAACCUUCUGGGUCUUUCACCACUUUGUUUCAAUUAAGUCCCAUCCAUAACACUAUGAUUGACUGUCAUGUGACAUCAAUGUACUGUCAUUGUGACUGGUUAACUGUUGACUCUUGCAUACGUAUGUUGUUGGACAUUUCAGUUUAGACUCUUAAUUUGGCUGUUUGUAAUAUUACACAUUAUAUUUAAAAAAAUGUAUAUAUAUUUCUAAUGCAACAGUCACGUACUACUGGGUGUUGGUAUCAUCCCUGAAAAAAUAUAUUGACCAUAUUGGUCAACCCCUAGUGGGCACAGUGGCACUGUGUCAUAUAUUUUAGCUGUUCAUAUAAAUUUUCAAAAAAGAUAUCAGUCACAUGACAGCCUACGACACUUAUAAGCUGCUUUUGUUUCAUUUGCUCUUGUGUGAUUUGGCCAUCUGCUCGAAGCAAAGGUGACUGAUUUAAAGGGAUAUGAAAAGGAACAAGGUGUAAUGAUUUACAACCUCCCUACUCCUGUUCUAAGGCAGGGCUUCCCUCUCAGAAAACCCAGUGGAACAACAAUACUCAUGGAUAGGUAUUCUUGCCUCCGUGUGUAUACACUUGAUUUAGCAGCAGCGCAGACAGAAGUGGUGAACUGUACCAUUCCCUCCUCUGACACACAUAUGCAUGCACACACAAGGAAGCAUGUACUCAUGCACACUGUCUCCCCUCCCCCAACUAAACAGGGCAUCUCUUAACAACAAGGAUCUCAGUAGAAAUUAAACAGCUCAGAUUUUGUGUCAUGUUGUGAAAUGUUUAAGCCAUAGCCACAGAGAUAAUGAUUUGUGCCCUUUGUUUACCUGCUCUGCAUGUACAGUAUUGUGACAUGAAAUGUUUUUUCAGUGUUCUUCUGAGGUUAAAUAUUCUUGAAAUGCAGUCACAUGUCUAUAGUAAGUGUGUGUAUACCUAAAGACAGUUCAUGACAUGUGUAGCAAUGGCAAAGAUCUACCCAGUAACUGGGCUUGGCAUGUUGGGGGGAGCUACUUGACUUAAGCUGUCAGCCAUUUACACAUAAUGCAUCUUUUAUGAAUGUUUCAUGUGCUGACCUAAUUCCUUUCAGAGCCGAGUAAGAGCAAUAUGUUGCACAUGAGAACACACUAGAGCUUCCAGCUGAUCCUUUUGGCAUUGCAAAGGCCAGACGUAUGGAAUCAGAGCUCUGAUAUGACCACUUCAAUGCCCCAGAUAGGCAAGAAUAAAAGCUGAACAUCAUCCCAGCUCAUUUAUUUUCAGUGAUAUAAUUUCGAAAAAAUCUUCACAGCAUCCCACGGUGGUAGGGAAUAGGACGGGCUGACGGGGAGCUUUAUCACACACAAAAAAAGAUGAUUUGCUCUCUGUGGCAGAUGUAAUUACAACAAACACUUAAGCCUAGAGCAGGAAUAGAGAGACUGAUCAUUCUUACAGACUUGAAUCUCUGAGCGGUGUUUAAGAAAAAAAGGAGGAGGAGGAGGGGCAGAGGCAGCAGCUGCAAAAAUCUGUCUGCUGGAACAGGAUGCUGGAUGUGGGCCCUGAAAAGUAAUAAUGAAGGCUGCGUUUCACCACUGUAACUCUGUUUGAUUCAGAAAAACAUACAACAUACAGUACAUACAAAAAUAUGGCUCACCAGAGGGAGGGAAAAAAUAACCCGAAACACAAUCAUCAGUCAUAAAUGAACAGUUUCUUUCCUCUGGGUCUCAACUGUUACAAUAACAUGACUUCAGCUUCAUUUCUGAAGGUAAGCAUGCUGAAUGAUCAGAUAACUGUAAGUGGAAAAAUAGAAAAUAUAUAUUUGUUUAUUUGUAAAUUUUGCUCUGUUUAACAUUAAAGUAUGUUAUGGUCAGACAUGGACUAUUCCAAAACAUGAUAGUUAGUGAUGGGCACAGCAGUUCCUUUAGAUGUACUGAAUUACUAGAAUCAGUUCACUAAAAUGGUUCGUUCAAAAGAUUCGUUCACCGAAUCACUGACUCAUUCAGCGCUUGGCAGGAGGAGCUUGUGACUCCGACCUCCUGAACUGAUACACAGCUGAACGGUUCAGGAUUUAGUUCAAUUCAUAGCUUCUGGGACCGAAAGAUGAGAGUGUUUGGCUUUGUUGCUUAAACACGUGUAUAAAAAUGAACUUAUUUAUAAGUCAUAAUGUUUUAAGUGUACUGUCCUAUGGUAUGCUAUUUAUCAGGUGUGCUCGGUAAAUUGGGCUCAGUGAGUGUUGUGUCCUAUUGUAUGCAAGUUGUCAUGGUGGCAAUUUAGCAGUAAAGAAAAAAGGUAGUUUUGUCCAACAAAAAUGAUUCCAGAGAGUGUAGUUCAAUGCGUGAUUCAUUUACCAAGUGAUUCAGGUGUCUGUGCAUCCAGUCCCUUGUUCGCUGGCUGCUCGCCUGGAAAUGCUGCAUGCUAUAGCAGCUGUGCUUCUGACAGCUCGAGUGAAGUGAAGUGAGAAACGAACGAAUCACUUGAGGGAGUGAUUUGGUUCUGUACGUUCACUUAAAAGAUUUGGUUCUUUUGAGCGAAUCGUGCGCAAACGACACAACACUAAUGAUAGUGUCAAAGUGGUCCCAGUUCAGAGAUCAGAUAUGCCCUCAUUUAUGGCAUUUUGCAAUCCUUUAAAUUAUCCACAAAGACAAUAAAGUCUCUGGAUUAGGGCUGGGGGAUAUUGCCUCAAAUCAAUAUCACGAUAUAUUAAGCCGUUCACCUUGAUAACGAUAAAUGGACGAUAACUACUCCACAAGCUGCUCACACCCUCCCACAUUAACUUUGUUUACUUCAGCAGCUGCUCCAGCCUCUACAACUUUUGAACCGUCCUCCAUCUCCUCACCUGUCUUUCCCUCUUUGUUACAAACUUGAUGGGGGACAUGAGACCAUAGCCUACCAAAACCAACUUUUAUUUAUUUAUUUAUUUCUAUUUUUUGGCACAGAAUAUACUGAUAUUGGCAAAAUGACGUCAGUUAUUGUUGUAAAUUUCGGUAUCAGUAAAUUUUCGGUUUAUCACCCACCCCUACUCAGCGAGACUUCUGCUUAAAUCGUGACUCUUUUUCAUCAAGGACAAACCUGUGACUCAGCGAAAAUCUCUCAGUGAGAAAGUGAGGGUAUACGUAUGUAUUAUAGCUGGGCUACACCAGGUCAGUUGAUGCUGUCAAGUAUGGUGGACGGACAGAAAUCAUAGUGGUUUCCUGUUGCUGUUUCCUAGUAAUUAACUGAAAAAGUGCUGCUGGCGACCUUGAAGUUAAAGGAACUGACGACACUCCUCUGUUGUAUGUUUGUUCACUGAAUAUUUAAAACAUGGAGUUGCGCUCUUAUUUUCAUUUGCUUUGCAUAACUGUGUGGCCUUAAGGCACACAUUGUACUGCAGCUAAUACGGGUUUUUUUGGACAAUGUUUAUGUUUAUUAUGUAUAAACCAAACAAUGAAUUGAUAAUUAAAGCCCUCUAUCAUUUGGCCCUAUAAAGAGAGCACCAAGUUCAAUGUGGUCUCUUCCAAGCUUGAAACAUCCUCAUUAGAGGAAUCCCAGAAAUAAAUUGUUCUGCAGCUCGCACACUCACAGUCGAGGCUGUGUCUUCCCCUCUGCUACAGUCCUCUAUCUGUCAUUGUGAUGCUGCAUUGGCUCGUAGGCAGUACAGGCCGCGGCUGUACCUGAUGAAUGAUUCAGCAGAUUAAAGGGGAACUGUGCUGGAGCAGUGCAGCAGCAGCAACACAGUUUCAUGAAUGUAUGAUUUAUGUUUGUGAAAACUGGCGGCACAGUAACAGAGCAAUGCUCGUUUAAGAGUUUAAAGGUCAAACACUUCAUUUAACGCAGCCAGUCUCCUACUUACCGCCUAUGGAUAAGCUCCUAAGCUUGCAUGACAUCCUGGGCAACAAUCUGUUUCUCUCAGCUCUAAUUUUCUUGUAAAUUUAAACACUUAAGGAUCAGUACAUGGUGUCCUGGAGCAAAUAAAAAAAACGCUUGACAUCUGGCCCUUUAAAAUGCCUUUUUUAACGUCAUAUGCAUGUCAUAUGUGUUAUAUGAUGUAAUAUUUGCUGUCUGACACACGAGUGAUUAAACAGAUGAGAACAGCUGAUGGCAUAAGCAGUAAACAGGAUGAGAAGCCACUCUGCUUCAGCUCCUCAAACAUGAAAAAACUGUAGUAGGUACUAUUUUUUGUGGGCAUUAAGAUGAAAUCAAGCUCUCAGAAACAACUGGCUUUUACAGGGAUCAGGAGAUACAGUUUAUGUCGGUCUCUCUGAAGCACUGGAAAGUCCAGGUGACAUUCUCUAUAACCGCUGCCCCUCAGUUUCAGACAGCUCUAAUCAUUCUCUGCUGUUGGCACUGGUGGUUUCGAUUUGUACAGAUUUUGCAGUCAGGCCCAUUUGCACAGAAAAGUGCAUAUUAACAUCUUCUGCAAGAAGUGCCAUAGCUUCGGCUUAGCAGAGCAUCGAAGGUGCAUAUUAUACUUUGCUUGGGCUUUGCUGGCACUGCAUUUUCUCUGUGUGUUAUUUGUGCAAGUUCCCUCUUACGUAUUCCCCCAGAGUAUAUUUAGGUUUGUUUUGGAAACCAGGGGUCUGUGGUUGUUUGCCAUUUGGCAUACGGCAAAAAAAGAAGCAAGUGCAGAUUCAAACAAACAAGUUGUGGUUCGUGUGUCCCUCCUACCUUUCUUUUUUUAUUGUUCUGUAUGUAUUUACCACAGCAAACACUUCAGUAUGUAUGUGUGCAGAAAGGGCACAGCUGACGUAAAGAAUGUUAUAGGACAACAUGAGAAUUUCAGCUGAACGACAUGACUGCAACAUUAAAGCAUCCGUCUAAAAUCAGGAUCAUUAAUGAGUUCCUUUUCCUUGAACUCAACCUAUUAGCCAUCACUGAGUGUUCUUCGUUUUCUGUGUGGCUUAGAAACAAGGAUGCUCUCAGAACCAUCCCUGAGUAUGGGACUGCUUUGUGGUUGCAAUUUGCAAUCAAUGUUAAAGCGCUUUGAAGCAAAAUGUUCAAAUGGACUCUCCGUAACUGCAGGUUUGAGCUGUUUUACUGCUGAUGUAGAGCAUGUUACCCAUUUUCCAUCAGCUCCCUUAUGACUGCAGAGCACUUAAAAGACCUCCUUCCCCCCUUUGAAGUAACGGUUCACAAGUUUUCAGCCACAACUGAAACUCACAGGUGCUGAGAGAUUAUUGGUCAUUACUGUCCCUCUGGUCCGUACACACAGGUGAGGACAUUUUAGCACAGAUAAACUCUAAUGUGUCUCAGUAUAUGUAAAAACCACAGACUGUAUAUACUAUGGAUAACUUGGUUCCGCCUUACGUCAUUAUACAAAUUUGAAGCCAAGUUGCUCUCAGUAUUUCUGGGAUUUUUUCCAUUUCCUGGAACCACCAGGGGGAGAGUCGCAGAGAGUUGCUGUGAUGAUGUUUGCGUAUCCCCAGUUGAGCUAAGCAAUCCCAAAAGCUGUAUUUGUCAAUCAUAGAAAACAUGAACCCUCUAAUAACUCUUAAAAAUGGAGCUGCACAGAAAAAAAGAGGACUUGAGCACAAACCAGUCUUACAGUAACUACAUGUCAACAUCGCAAGCAAAAAAUUAUAUUCUGUGUAGCAAAUUUCUAAAGUUUGUCCACAGCUUCAUAGGGAUUGUUGGAGGAGGCGGGAUUUAUGACCUAUACUGCAGCCUGUCACCAGAGGGUGCUGUUCUCGUGGCUUUACCCAGCGAGGAGGCAGACAGCAUCCAUUCUAUAUACAGUCUAUGAUAAAAACACAUUCUUAAACACAGGAGAAGCUACGAAAAUAUUUGGCAGCAUACUUCAAUCAAAUUCAUUACUGUUAUUUUUUCCAAUGUUAUGUUGUGCUGUUUCCCGUCUUUGUUUUACUAUAGUUCUGAAUAUCCCCCAUGCAAGACUGCAGUACCUCCAUUUUCAUGGUAAUUAAGACAUUUUAGUUCAUUCACGCGAUAUUUGCAGGAGUCCUCCUCGAGUCUUUGGAUGUAGACAAAGAAAAUCACUCCCUGCUGGUUCCUUAGUCUUGUGGUUUAACCAUUAGUUCAGCAAUUCUGAGGAAUAAAUAAAUAAAAAGGUGUUACUAACAACAUGGAUGACAAGUACGCCAGUGCAAAGUUUGGAAUGAAGAUAAAACUUGGAGGAAUGUAGUGAUCAUGACUGCAAGUGGCUGCAGAAAUAGGAUUUGAUGAGGAAAUAGCUCAUUGAGUUUAAAGCUGCAAAACUCUGCAGUGAUAAACUUAUGGUUUGUGUUGAUAUUGGUGCCCUCUGUGGACAAAGUAGUAUGUCUUAUCUGUCGUCUUUUAACAUUGAAAGACUUUGCUCAUUGUGAGUAUUUACUGUGUAAAAAGUAAAAAAAGAACUGACUGCUCAGCCCCUUGACAUCUCCCCCCUCACAGUGUUGAGAAUUGAAAUAAUCAGACUUGUUUCUGAUGGUCUUGUUUGCCGUUUAAAUGAAUAAAGUAGCAUCAGUCGUUUCAGUCUGUUUAGCAACCAGUUUAAAACUUCUCAUAUAGCUUUUAAUAUAAGGCCCGUUAGUCUGACAAAUCCAGAUAAACAGCUUAUUUUUCAAGACAUUACAGGAAAAAAGAAAAGCCAAGCUAAAGAAAAAUUACCGCUAGAUGAGGCAAAUUUACAGGUUCAAUUUCUUCAAUUGAGACGUUAUUCCUGUUUCAAGAAACUCUGGCAGAUUUUUUUGUAACUUUUGCAGCAAACUUAGUGUUAUUUUGGUUGUCAUAUCUUGAAAAAAGUCAGUGUUGCCAUGUUACAUUUCUUUUAUGAAGGUAACAAGGUGAGACAAAAAUGCGUGCUUGGCUCAGGUUUUCGCUAUUUCCAAUUCAAAUGUACCUUCACAACCUUUGCCCUUGUUUGUCAGGUGGACAGUUCAUUACUGAAGGUGCUUUUUUUUUUCUUGCCUAGUUGGCAAGCUGGAGGUUAUAUGUCAGUUUUAAUGAACUGAUGACAGUUUGUGAUGUCCACUACUGGGGGGAUUGCCCUCCUUCCUCAGCCAUAUUAAAUGUAGUCUGGUAAAUAUUGAAUGAGGAUCAGGCUCACUGAGUGGUCUACACCGUUGUUUAGAUUGUUUGCUUACAGCUUGUGUGGGUCCCAGAGGAGAAAUGCAGCCAUCGACUUUUAUCAUCUGUGAUGAAGCUCAGCUCUUCCUGUUGUUAAUGUGUGAGUGGGGCUGGAGAAAAUCAAUCUGAAACCACAAAGGCUCUGUUUACAGCCCAAAUGAUGUUGUCAGAAUACCUAAUAAUUAGUCCCCUGUGGCCCAAAGCUGUACGCUAGUAAAGGUAAAACUGAAAAUUCAAGGCUGGAUUCCUGCAGUUGCAGUGAUGUAAGUACUUUACAUACUUGAAUAGAGAGUGUGCAAUUAUCUUCUUUUAUCACUUGCAGUAUUGUAUGUGGUAUAAUUUUCCGUCUUUUAGUAGCAGCCUGACAUUUUUAUGUUUUGGUAUUACAGUACAGUAUAAGUGAAUAGCUUCCUGAUACUGGAAAUGAUCUCAUUUUGACAUGGGUAAAGACAAAUGUGUGCUGGCCAAUGGACCCAAUACAUAAAAAAGGCUCCCAUAGGGCCAUACCACAUAACUUAUCGAUAAAUCUAUUGAUGUACAGCCAUUUGAGAGGAAUAAUCCCAUUUCUGAGGGGGUCCUACAAAUGAUACUUUAAAAUAUACAGCCUGAUAACCAUGUAAAAGACAGAGUAGCUUUUGUAGUUUAAAGGUUUUAACAAGAAGCAGGUCAGAGUUCAAUAUAAGUCAAUAAAAUCAUACUGUGUGGUGACAGAUGAUGCCUCUUGGGUGAAUCCAAACUGUCUAAAUAUCACCCCAAACAAAGAUUUACUUGACUUAACCGAAAUGUUUGAUGACCAUUAUUACUCUGACAGGGAUAGAUUCACAGUAGCAGAAGUAGACAGUAUAGGGAAAUUUGAGACCAAGACAAAAUUUCCUAAGAGCAUAAUAAAGUGUCAUAUCAUAUUGUUUUGUAUCAGAUCAUAUCGUACAGUAGUGUAGUUUUGAUUUCCCAUUUUCACCAUGGACAUGCCUCACCUGCUUUUAAAGGCAGAACUUCUCUGGUUCUGUCCCGUUCAAAAAAAAAAAAAAAAAAAACAUUGAUUAUACUCCAGUUCGGGCACAAUGUUAAUGCAACUCACCUGUCUCUGAUACUCAAAACAGUCUCUUACUUUUGUGCAGUUUAAAGGUAUAUUCUGGCGUAAAAUUAAUUUAGGGUCAAACACACCGUAACACAGAGUUAGAACCCCCUCGAGAGAUGAGUGAUGCAGACUGCUUGCUUCUCUAGUUAUACCAACUUUAGUGAAGACCAGGAAAGCAAUACACAGCAGUCUGAGGAGCCAUAAACAAACCUCAACCAAAGCCACUCUAUCGCCACAAAUAAUGCCCAGAACAGCACCUAACUUCAUCAACAGUACAUACAGGGUCCCAGCCAUAGUAGUAGCCACCUAACAUCUUUUUAACUUUGCCUGAUUUCUUUAGCAAAGAGAGUAAACACAACUCACCCACUCUCCUCCAUGAGUCUGUGACGUCAUCAACAACAUGACUUUUGAUUGGCCAGAGGUCUAGCAGGUCCAGAUAUUCGCCUGCGAAUCUCCGAAAAAUUCGACACAAGAGCGAAAAAAUAAAAGACGCUUUUCGCCCCACGGAAAAAUCUCCACCGGAGUGGAAGCUUGCAUUGACUUUAAGCUGUUUUAAAAAAAGGCGAAAUUCGGCGUGUAAGGACCUUUACCCAGCGCCGUAGAAAAUUCUGGUGGUCUUUCCAGGAAAGGAGAGUUCUUUGGGAGGAAUUUGUUUGUGCAUCGCCCCUCUAUAUUUUCUUCUCUUUCCGCCACUUGAAUCCGGCAUUCCGACUGCAGCAGCUGCAGGUGCGCUUUGAUUGAUUUCUGAUGCAGCAACUUCCUUGUUGAGUUGACUUGUAUUUCAAAACGUGAAAAAACGUAGUCCAAGGUUGCCAACUCUUUUAAACUUAUAUUUAGCCUACAUUUGACUGUCAACUUUGAUUAAUUGGCUGUUUUUAGGCGUACAUUAAGGUCUAAUCAGUGGCGUCCACAGCACUUGUCGCCUCGUGCGACCGCACGUAUGUGUCUGUUGAUGGUGUAGCUCUCCCGGGGUAUACGCUGUUUGAGCCGAGCGUCAUCACAGCGACUCUCGGUGACUGCGCGCCCGAAUGCGCGCAUCGCUACUGAGCAACGCUAUUUUCAGGAAAUGAAGAAAAAUCCCGGAAAUACCGAGAGCUAUUUGGCUUCAAAUCCGUAUACAGGCGGUAGGCGGCAUAGAUAUAUAGAAAGACUUACUAUAUCUAUGGCAGGCGGAACCAAGUCGUCCAUAGUAUAUACAGUUUAUACUCAGAAUCAAUCUCGGACUCUCAAACUCUGCUUACAGGUUUUAUGUAAUGGCCCAGCUGUUAUUUUCAUACUGUGUCUGGUUGUUCUUGACACAGUUAGUUUGCACUUUUAAAACCUUAGAACAUCAAACGGAUUAUUGCAAUAAAACUCUGCUGCCAUCCCGUGAGCGUGCGUGCACGUGUGUGUCAUCUGUGAUGUGUUGUCGGCUAUUGUAGUGUACUAUCUUUUUGCAGUACAGAGGAUAAGUGUGUGCCAGUUUAUUUGCCCGCCUCCUCCCGUUUAGAGGGGCGGGGUUCACAUGGCACAUCAGCAUUUGAAGCUAGCAGCGGAUUAAACGUACACACACUGUUCUUCUUCUGUGUCGCUCAGUGUUGGGUGCAGAUGUGAGUUGUAGUUUUUCCUACUCCUGCCUUUGAGACGGUGCUUUCGCUGGGAGUGUUCAGAGUCUGUGUUUCUGCGGAGUCCCUGCUCUGUCUGUCUGUGUCCGCUCAGACUCAGAGGGAGCUCGGCGGCUCUGCUGGGAACAUAGGAUGUGAAUACCGAGAGCUGCACGAGGACUGAACAGCUGUUUAUCCUAUGAUAUGUGAGUAAUUCCUCUACUUUUUAGUCAUUUUUAAGCCAAGUCUCGCAUGAAUAGAUUAUAAACACAAUGUUGGUCAUGUUAUGUACCUGUUUCAACUUGCUUGCAGCUUGUGGAUUUAGGUCUUUGUGGUUGAUAUUUGUUCCAGUGACAUAUUAGUCUGAUUUCUGAGAUGCACCCAAAGUGAUUCUUGAAUUAAUACAUGCAUAUGUAAGGUAGAUGCUGAGUUGCGCCACUAGGUGUCGCUGCACAUUAAAACAAGAGUUUACUAUUGAGAAUUGCCUUUUGUCCCUCUGACACACCGUAGGGGUUGAUAUCGCGGGUGUAAUGAGCAUUUCCUUUAGAGUUCUGAUAUCAACCUUGUAGGUAAGUCACGUUAGUUUCAUGGGAAGAUAAAGUACGAAAUAUUAAGCAUAUAAGCUGUUAUAAGUUUGUUUUGAUGAGCUAUUUUGAUGACUGAAACAUUAAGCACUUGAUAGCUGUGUAAUUUGUUGAGCUAACUACUUUAUAUUUUUGGUAAAAUCUACGUUUGGAAUACGAGUGUAAUAGCGCUAACUUGAAUGAGAUGUAGCAUUGUAAUACACUUUUCUAUUUGAAGUUUACUGAGAGUUCUGAUAUCAACCUUGUAGACCCCUGUGUUGUGAAUAAACCAACGGUAUUGCCACGAUCCCGAACCCACCUGUGUCCGUGUGCAUCUCCUUACCGGCUGCCGCUGCACCCCCCGCCAGAGGUCCAUUUCACACAUAAGCAGACACAACGCAGAGUAGCCUAGCUGUGGAGGUGUUGGAGAGCCGGCAGGCGCGCGCGAGAUACAGAGAGAGGGCUACAACUUUGGUGCCGUGACCCGGAUCGUGGUGUUGCCUUACCGAAGAGGGAAUUCUACAACCAGGCUUGUAUUGAACAUUGAACCGUGAACUUUUCCUGGAGCUGACGGACAUUUGCAACUUUUUUUUUUUUUUUCAUGGUUCUGAAGCAACGUUACCGUCCCAGCUAUAUCCUUUGGAGACUGUUGUGAAUACGAAUUACUACUGCUAUUGCAUUUUGAAUAUUUUUCUAAUGGGUAAGCUGAAUUUUGAGUGGAAAUUAAUGGUAAACUGAAGCUAUUUAAAGCUAUUUGAUAUUCGAGGAUAUUUUUCUGUUUGUUUCAAGACUCAUUUAAGCUUGUGUAUUCAGCUAACUGAUAUUUAGUGACAUUUUUGAGUUGAACAUUUAAGUGAACUGACUAAGUAAUUAAGUUUAAUGGCCUAUUAAGUUAAGUUUUUAGACAUAGCUGAUAUUUUUUGGUUACUCUGGUAAUACUGAAAGACAUAUUACACUGCAUUACACACAGACAGUAUUGAAAUAUAGCAAGAUGACACAGAAUUACACUGAUUCAGCACUUGAGCUGCAAAGUCCCUCCACUGUGACGCCCAGCCUCUUACCUCCAGCUGGGCCUGAAGCAAGUGGUUCAAUGCCCCCUUUGCAACGACACGCUUUCCCAUCCUCCAUGUAUUCAGCUUAUGUGGCUCAGUACAUCACGCCAGUCCGUCCAUCCAGACAGCCGGGCUCCGGGGCUUCAGGACAGAUACCCCCGCUCUGCCUUGACAUCAGUCCUGUCACCAACCCAAGCAGCCCGACGGAGACACCGGCGAAUGCCUCUGUUCACACCCCCAGCGAGCAUGGACCCACAGCCUCCCUGCCUCCACAAAGCACCCCACACAGUGUUAGCGCUCAGAGGCCAGCGGUUCACCGGCUCCCCAUGCCCUACCCCAGAGCCACCCCCUAUGCUUUCCAGUCUGUUAGACCCAGCCCCCCAGUAUACCUAGGCUAUGCACACUCCACCCCUGCAACCCAAAUGCCUGGGCCACGUUUCCAAAUACCGUUAGCAGCAAGCAUAGCUAACCAGCCUGCUGCUAUGGGGCGGACCCCUCAAGUGCAUUUCUCUGAAACAUCUAGUAAUGUUCUGGGUUCCAGCCAUAGUGAUUCAGUGCCCCUACCCCCUGCUCAUGGGUAUGCCCCCAACACCACCCCCUAUAGCCCCCCUGUAAUGUCUGAGCAUACUGCUGCUGAUAUUCACCCCGAUCCUGCAACAUUGCCUAGCCUGUACAGUUACCCACAAGCGCCGCAUUCACAGACCCCUGUUCAAACUAGAGCCAGUGCAAGCCCCCCAGUGUCAGCCUAUGGUGGUUUCAUGCAAACGCAUCAAGUGAAAAAUGUUCCAGUCUUCACGGGUAAUCCAGACUGCAAGAUUUUAGUGGAGGACUGGGUGCGUGACAUGCAAUAUCUCCUGGAAGCGAUUGAACUCCCCAUGCACCUGCGUUUUUCCACGGUGGUGAGGCACCUGGGCGGUGAAGCCCGGAAGUUAAUUCUAAACAUACCCAUCCAUAACCAGAGCCCAGAGAAAGCAUUCGAGGAACUGAGAGCAGAGUAUGGCGACGCACGAGGGUCUUUAGACCCAUUAGCUGACUUCUAUGAGCGGAGCCAAAACCCGGGUGAGUCCGUCUGCUCUUAUGCUAUAGCGCUGGAGUCGAAACUGCGUGCUGUUGAAGAGAAGCAGAGGGGAGGCAAGCCUUUCCCCGACCGUGACAGCAAACUCACCCGCCAGUUCAUGAGAGGGCUCACCGAUGAAGAGGUGUAUAUGAGAAUAGCACCCAUGACACCUAGACUGCUGAGCUUUCGAGAGCUGCAGAAUGAGCUCCGUAACCUGGCAAGAGAAAACAAAAAGUUCCAGUCUCAAAACAAAGGGAAAAAGACUGUUACCCAAGUACAUGUUACGCCAGAGGGAGAUAGAAAUGUGAAACCUGAAAAGGUAAACCCCACUUCUGAAUUAUCAGAGUUGACUGAGAUUGUAAAGAGGCUAGCUCUUAAGCAAGAAGAACAAAUGGCCAAGUUGUCCCACCUUGAGCGGAGAAUAGCUUCACCACCCCCUACCCCCAUCCAAGCAGUUCAGCCCCCACGGGCUAGGGCAGCCCCAAGCACAAGCUUCAUCUGUUAUCGGUGUGGUAAGCUCGGCCACACCGCCCGAAUUUGUAGAGCAGUGCUGCCAGCCCCUGCCCCUGCUGGAACCCCCCAACCAAACGCCCCUGCCGUGGGGCCCACACCCCAAUCAGACCAGCCUUUAAACGCUUAAGGCCCAUGGUAGCUGGGGCAACCAUGGGCAUACAGCGAGGCCCCCAUCCACCCACAAGAGACAUUAGCACUGGAAAAGAGGAGACACCUCUAGUCGGGCCCAGGAACGAAGGAGAAGUCGAAGUCAACGGCAUGCAGUGUAGGGCUCUCAUUGACUCUGGCUCCCAGAUAACCAGCAUCACACACAGCUACUGGCAGAGCCACCCUGUCUUGCAGAGACUGAAGCUAAAGCCCUCCAAAGUACCCAUAGAGGGCGCAGCUGGCCAAACUGUGCCCUACCACGGUGUGGUGAAUAUUGACUUGAAAGUUCUUGGAAAAGAGCAUAAAGCUGUGCCUACCUUCGUAGUUCCUGACUCCGACUACCGUUCUUCAGUCCCCCUUCUAGUGGGCACAAAUGUCAUCAGAGCCUCCCGCAGCCACCUCCAAGCGUCAUAUGGCCAGCAGUUCCUCCAUCUGGUGAAAGAGAAGCAUCCAGAGUGGUACACAGCACUGCUGAAGGUGGGGAGCGCCGAGCAAAGUGAAAUGCAUGAUGUGGUAGGUCCUGCUGUGUACACCGGCCGUAAAGUACGCAUUCCUGCGGGUAAGGAGAUGGAUUUGAGAUGCAAGAUUAAAGAUGGUCCUCGGAGAAAGAUCUACACUGCCCUGAUUGAGAGCCAGGCCUCGGUGCGUCUUCCCCAAGACCUCCUGGUUGCCAAAGUUCUUGUUGAUGUAAAGGGAGGAUGUGCUCCAGUUAGAGUGAUGAACCUGUCCCAGCGUGUCAUAACUAUUAAGCCCCACACAACCCUGGCCAGUGCCGUCCUGAUACACCGCGUUCUGGAGUUUCCUGAGAACGAGGGGGGGGGGCCUGGGAACAAGGAGGCAUGCCUCAGCCUGGGACAAGUGGUGGCGAGCUGUGGUGUGGACCUAAGUGACGCGGCAGUGGGGACCGAAGAUCAACGCACCAGUCUGGAAACACUGCUAAACAAGAAUGCGGAUGUGUUCUCGCAGCACUCCCUGGACUAUGGCCACACCACAACCAUACAGCACGAGAUCCCACUGGUAGACUCAAGGCCUUUCCGAUUACCCUACCGUAAGAUACCCCCAUCCCAAUGGCAAGACGUGCGGCGCAUGUUAACUGAGAUGGAGGCAACCGGGGUCAUCCGUCCAAGUAAAAGCCCUUAUGCCUCACCAGUGGUCGUCGUGACCAAGAAAGAUGGGUCAUUAAGACUCUGUAUUGACUACAGAAAGCUUAACUCCUGCAGCACCCGAGAUGCGUUUCCUCUACCAAGAAUUGAGGAGGCCUUAGAGUCGUUAGGACAAGCUAAAUACUUCUCCACGCUCGACCUGACCUCCGGUUAUUGGCAAGUGGAGGUAGCGGAACACGACAAGCACAAGACAGCCUUUAGCACUCCCAUGGGGCUUUUCGAGGCCAACAGAAUGCCAUUUGGGCUUCAAAACGCCCCCUCCACAUUCCAGAGGUUAAUGACCUGUUGCUUCGGUGACUUGAACUUUACGCAUCUACUUAUUUAUUUGGACGACAUAAUUAUUUUUUCUUCGACCUUCAGUGAACACCUAGACCGACUGCAGUGUGUCUUCAAUCGGCUUAGAGAGCAUGGCUUGAAGCUUAAGCCGUCAAAGUGCCAGUUCGUGAGAAAGGAAGUGAACUACCUGGGUCAUCUGGUGUCGGCAGACGGCAUCAGGACGGACCCGGAGAAGAUCAGCCGUGUCAAAGACUGGCCGAGGCCUACAGACCGCAGGGAAGUGCUUCAAUUCCUUGGGUUUGCUGGCUACUAUAGACGCUACGUCAAGUCAUACUCCAGUCUAGCUGCACCCUUGUACCGCCUCACCUCGGGAGACCCUAGAAGCAAGAAGAGAGGGGCCCAGAAGAAUCCAGCCCCCGAUCCGACCUUUCUGUGGACUUCUGAGUGUGAGGAGGCAUUCCUGGCGUUGAAAGAGAAGCUGACCAAUGCACCGGUCCUGGGCUAUCCAGAUUACAGCCUGCCCUUCCUGCUGCAGACUGACGCGUCGAGAGAUGGGCUUGGGGCUGUGCUUGCACAGAUCCAGGGUGGAGCAGAGAGAGUUGUCGCUUACGCUAGCAGAGGCUUGACCCCACCUGAGACGAGAUAUCCUGCGCACAAGCUCGAAUUCCUCGCUCUUAAGUGGGCGGUCACAGACAAAUUCCAUGACCACCUUUAUGGACGCAAGUUCUCUGUGCUAACGGACAACAACCCUCUGAAGUACGUAAUGAGCACUGCCAAACUCGACGCCACUGGCCAGCGGUGGGUUUCUCACCUGUCAAUCUUUGAUUUUGAUAUCCAGUAUAGGAGGGGCCAAGACAACUCUAACGCCGACGCCCUUUCACGCAUGUCCAACCAAGAGGUCAGUGAAGUCCUGCAAACUUGCCCCCAGCAAGUGGUAGCUGAUGUACAGGGGCAGAAUGAGACACGUGGCACCCAGGAAGUGGAGGAGUCCUCCGGGGAAACUGCUGCUUCUAUGGAGGCGCCAGAGAGUGGCCAGCUGCUGGAGCCGAGUCAACCCUAUGGAGACGUGGGAAUGGAGGCACUGCCCGCUAUGACAACACAGGAGAUUCGGGCAGCGCAAAGAGAAGAUCCGGACAUUGGUCCAGUCCUGCACUUCAAGUCCCGCAACCGGAAACCAAGCCGCACCGAGAGGGUGGAAGUGGGUGCAAGUGGGGGCCUUCUCUUAAAAGAGUGGAGGAGAUUAGUGGUGAAGAAUGGUGUCAUUUACCGGCGGGUCCGUGACUGCCAUAGAGGAGAGUUGGAGCAGCUAAUACUGCCACAGAGGCUGCGUGUAGCUGUUAAAACUGCUCUUCAUGAUGAUUCCGGACAUUUAGGAUUUGAGAGAACAUUGCAGAUGAUACGUGAGAGAUUUUAUUGGCCAAGAAUGUUUCAAGAGAUUAAAGCCUGGUGUGAGCAGUGUGAGCGAUGUUGCCUGAGAAAGACUCCCACAGCUAACGUCAGAGCUCCCCUAGUCAGUAUACACACCAGUGCCCCCAUGGAGUUAGUCUGCAUGGACUAUUUGACGCUUGAGAAGUCCAAAGGUGGCAUUGAAAAUGUGCUCGUUGUCACUGACCACUUCUCCCGUUACGCGCAGGCCUACCCCACCAGGGACCAAAAGGCGGGCACAGUGGCAAGAGUAUUGUGGAGGAACUACUUCAGUCGUUUCGGCUUCCCUGCAAAGCUGCAUUCGGAUAGGGGGCGCAACUUCGAAAGUGCUAUUGUGAAAGAGCUGUGCAAGUGUACCGGCAUUACUAAAACACACACGUCGCCCUACCAUCCUCAGGGGAAUGGGACCACCGAGAGGUUCAACCGUACCCUGAUGAAUAUGCUGGGGACACUAAAGCCGCACUUGAAGCCUCGGUGGCACGAACACUUGGAUGCCAUGACACAUGCAUAUAACUGCUCACAACACGACUCCACCGGGUAUAGCCCGUACUACCUGAUGUUUGGUAGGUACCCACGGCUCCCGAUUGACCUGAUUUUCGGGUCCCCCACCGCAAAUCAGCCCUGUGGAUACCACGAGUAUGUCCAGACUCUGCAUGAUUCUUUGACGGAGGCUUAUACCCUGGCUAACCAAACAUCUCAGCAUGCUAAAGAGCAGCAGAAAAAGUACUAUGAUCUGAAAGCCAGAAGUGAAGACUUUGCUGCUGGGGACCGAGUCUUAGUCAAAGUUUGCCAUGUGGAGGGGAGACAGAAACUGGGAGACCGGUGGGAGUCACGCCCAUAUGUCAUUGUCAAGAAGCAGCCCAACGUACCUGUUUAUGUGGUGAGACCGGAGAAUGGAGGACCGGAGAGGGUGCUGCACAGAAACCUCCUUACCCAGUGCAUGUUCCUGCCUGUGGAUCGAAGUAACCUAGUCUUGGAGGAGAGCCAGCUGGAUAAUGAACCGUGUGAGACUGGUGUUGAUCUGGGUGAAGAUGACAGUAUGGAGGAAGUGGAAGAUGGAGCUUUGACUGGAGCAGUUGGGGGAGAAGAGCACCCCAGCACCGAACUGACCGACACAGAGACACAAGGGGAUAUGCUGGUGACCAGUGGUGGUGCCUCUUCCUCUCGAGGCGUUGACACUCCAAGGAGAAGGCCGAGAAGGAGUCGACGUCCUCCCCUGAAACUGUCUUUAGAGUGCCGGGCCAUGGAAGUGGAAAGUGACCAGCAGAAGAUAGAGAGAGGAAGAAAGUUGUGGCAAAGGGCCAAAGCAAGAAGAGCAGCUGGACACAUUUAGGGCCACGUAGUGCACACACCUAGAUGAGUCAGCUCCCCCACACACACAUUUUCUACACACUUUAUACACACACACACACACUUGUCACAUAUUUGUUUAUUUUUGAAGUUCUUUGAGUUACCUCAUGAGUCUCUUUUGAAUGAGUCUGAUGGCGGGGACGCCAUCUCUUAAAGAAGGGGUGGGUGUAAGGUAGAUGCUGAGUUGCGCCACUAGGUGUCGCUGCACAUUAAAACAAGAGUUUACUAUUGAGAAUUGCCUUUUGUCCCUCUGACACACCGUAGGGGUUGAUAUCGCGGGUGUAAUGAGCAUUUCCUUUAGAGUUCUGAUAUCAACCUUGUAGGUAAGUCACGUUAGUUUCAUGGGAAGAUAAAGUACGAAAUAUUAAGCAUAUAAGCUGUUAUAAGUUUGUUUUGAUGAGCUAUUUUGAUGACUGAAACAUUAAGCACUUGAUAGCUGUGUAAUUUGUUGAGCUAACUACUUUAUAUUUUUGGUAAAAUCUACGUUUGGAAUACGAGUGUAAUAGCGCUAACUUGAAUGAGAUGUAGCAUUGUAAUACACUUUUCUAUUUGAAGUUUACUGAGAGUUCUGAUAUCAACCUUGUAGACCCCUGUGUUGUGAAUAAACCAACGGUAUUGCCACGAUCCCGAACCCACCUGUGUCCGUGUGCAUCUCCUUACCGGCUGCCGCUGCACCCCCCGCCAGAGGUCCAUUUCACACAUAAGCAGACACAACGCAGAGUAGCCUAGCUGUGGAGGUGUUGGAGAGCCGGCAGGCGCGCGCGAGAUACAGAGAGAGGGCUACACAUACAUACUAGUUUUGCUUUCAGUUUGGUACAUCAGAGCAGUAAACUACAACAUUUCUUACUUUUGUCUUGUUCCCACUCUGUUUUUCUUAUCUUAACUUUGUCUUUUUUAAAUAACUUUGACUUUAUAGAGACUACAUAGGAGUUGCUACAUCUUGUCAACGAAUCAAAGUAAAUGUGAGUGAUGCGGAUAUUUGUCAAAACCUCUAACCUCUAGGUUACACUCCCCUGAACUGUAUCUGACAUUGAAAAGAUAUUUUUUUUUAUGUGUUUGCACAAAAAAAUUAUCAAUGCUCACUCCAGCCCCAGCAACGGAAUAAAUAUUUCAACAUAACUUGCAAAUUAAAAAUACAGCAGCUCCCUCUCUGACUUACAUUAUGCAUCGUUGCAUUCUUGUCUGUGAUUGGCUGUAGCUCCCCAUCUCUCUGUGUGGCAACAGCCUUCUCAUCCACCCAGCAACUCCCUAUUCCUCAUGCUGUGAUGAUUCUCUGCCUCCAAGGGCCUUUUCUGCAGCAUCCAGCGUGGUAGCCAUGGCAACGGCAGCCUGACCCCGGGUGUGUGCUGCUUCGGUUACUACAGGCUUGACCUGAAUUCCUCACUGCAUCCUAGGCAGGCACACAUGACUUGGUUAACUGACCUGCUUCUCAUUGUUAGCAGUCAAGGAGCAUGUGGAGUCAAUAAAAGCCGAGGUGCCAGUGGUUUCUGCGUUUCAUGGUACAGCAAACUCCCCCAUCAUUGGCCUUGUGUUCUCAGUGGAGUGUGCAUAAUGUUAUCUGAUGUGCAUCUCUCUCAGGUAUAGUCAUUUGCAUUUGUAAAUGCAGCAGACAUGAUAAAGCUGCCGAAAGCCUCUGUAAUCUGAUCAAACAGCUGCUUGCAGCAGAGUCCCAAAUAGGAGGUUACUACAACCUGGUGAGGUUUUCAGCCAAACUGAUGGAAAAAAUCUCCAGUUUCUUCUUCUGUGGUGACACAGUCAGCGGAUUUUCUUUGUCCUGUGGUUGUCUUACUGGAUUCAAUUUAGCACUGAUAUCAAUUUUUAAACUAGAAUGACUCUAAGCAGCAGUGAUGAGAGUGCAAGCAUGCAGGUCAUGGCUGUAAUUUCUUAUUGAUGGGGUUUUGUUUUAAUGGGUUUUAAGAAGCAAAGCUUUCAUUCUCUUUGGAGUAAUCUUCUACGUCACUGUUUGGUUGAGGUAGAUGAAAAUACUCAUAGAAAUCUUUCAUUUAGCUAAGAGCUUUGAGGGUUAUAAAGUAGAGGGCUUCCUGUUUUUCUGGAUCAUUUUAAGAAUUUUGAUCACAUGCUAAGCCAUUUCUGGAAUAGAUGCAAACUUUUUAAAGCUGUUUUUUUUUUUUAGUAUAACCCAGAUGUCAAUGAGAGUCAUUAUUUAUGUCCAAGUCUUUGGUGUGUUUUUUUCUCCCACCCAGAAAUUUUGGUGCUUCUAGGUCUCAUAGUUUUUGUAGCAAAUCUCCUGUCCUGGAGGACUCAACUGUGUUAAAUUUCGAAUCUUUAUUAAUAGUAUUUAAUACACAAGUGCGAUGCAGUCUUUCACACCAUUUAAUAAGAUAAAUUUACAAUGGAAAUACUUAGUGUAUUUAAUAGUAGCUUGUUAUUAGUAACAGUGAUACACUUUGAAAUAAGCCACACAUCUUUCUGCUGAUUCAGGGAUAUUACCACAUGGUUUGGCACUGAUUAAAGGAUGUUUAGAAUAUUUGGUAUGUAGGAAUCUUUAGUGAAUGUAGAAUAUAAAAACUCUUUUUAUUUUAUUAUUCUUAUUGUGAUGUCUUGAGAUCUUGAUCUCAAUGGGUUUGUUACCUGGUUCGAUAAAGGUUAAAUAAAAAAAAUAAUACAAAAUAAAUGUUUCCUAGAAAUGUGGUAAUUAAGUUGAUGUAUUAAAAAAAUGUGUAGUAUUUGGCUAACCGUAUAGAUUUGAUGUUGAACAUCAUUAUCACCACAUGCCUACAUGGGACAUUAGCUCACAACCGUAAUGAUACACACCCUUAGUGGCUUUCUCCUGUCCAUGCUGUGUGUGAUUAUGUAAAACAAUACGAUAGAAAAAGUGUGUAAUGAUGUUAAAAUUCUGUUUCCACAUUGUGUCUGUCCUUGUUCUCAUGUGUUUGGGUCACAGUAACAGCUCGGGACACGUUUACGUCUUUUGUGUGACAGACAAACUGUAGAAGAUUGAAGGUAGGGUUUGGUGGAGUUGGGGAAACAGAGUUCAUUCAUAGGCUACAGUCCUACACUGCUGUCAGAAAAUGAAAUCGUUCAUGGAGCGCUCCCUGUACAGCUCACUGCUCAGCUGUAGGCUCCCUGUGGUGUCAGCUUGUUGUUGCAGCCAGACUGUGUGGGAGUGUCUAUUUCUGUCCUUUCUCCAAGGAACCGCUCUCUAACUCCCUUUCACUUUGCCACUCCAUGCAGGAGUCAGUUCAGUCGGCCUCUGUAGUUCCUCAGCCUGCCUGUCUGUCAUCGUGAGGCCUUCUCUGCGGCUUAUUUUGCACACUGAUGAGUGCUAAGUACCAACUAAGAGGAAUAGCCAUUGACUUCCAGUCACUGCCGAUGAAUCAAUCUGAGCAUCUUGACUUCAUUAGUCAGGCAGUUGUUCACUUCAUUAAUUCUCAUUGUUGAGCCGUUUCAGGUUGCUGUGCCAAACAUUCCCUGGCAUUCCAAAAGUGAUGAUUUGUGUUUGUGUCCCACAUGACAUUAAACUGAGUUUUGUGGAGUUUUAGAUUGAACAGGCUACUUACAUAUAUCAUUUGGGGCUUUUUGGAGCUGUUAUAUUCAAUGGUAAAAAAAUACCUGUUAUCUAACCGACAGAAAUGAUAAACAAAGGGUAUUAUUGCCAUCCAAAAUGAAAAGAAACAUGGAGUACUAGCUCAAACAACAUGUAACAUUGUGUAUCUUAUACCAAGCAUUAUGUGCUAACAUUGAAAUGUGAACUACAGAAAACCCUCUCCUAAAAAAAGAUAUUCGAACGCACCAAAAGUAUUUUUGUCGGCAACUAAAAAUACUGACUAAUAAGAUUCAACAAAAUAGAACAAAAAUAAACAACUGUGAGAAGAAGAAGAGGGAGCUGCAGGAUGCUCUGAAAAUGCCAGUCUGCCAAGAGCAGCAUUUUCACGGUACAUGUAAGCUGUGUCCAGUAUGUCCAGCAUGUAUUCAAGUAAGGUGAGUUGACAGGGUAUGAUCGUGUGAAAGCAGUAGGAGCAGCUGGCUGCAGGUGUCUGCUCUGACCACAGGACAGGCAGUUACACUGAGGCUGCUUUUCUUUAUUCUCUGUGUUUUUCUCUUUUUAAAGCCUUCUAUUGUCUGUGGGUUUUGGGGCCAGGAAGGUCUGGCUGCCCUGGAACCAUGUGAGUCACUCCCAAACAAUGCGAUUCUCUGUCUUCUCUCUCUACAUUGCUAAAGCAGCCUUGAAUCAAUGAAGAACUUACUGCCAGUGACCCACAUUGGCUUGUCUCAUGAUGAUGGGGUGUCAGUAGUGUUUAGCCAGCUUUGUUGGGAAUGACAUGAGAACUCUCUGCGGUAACUACCAUGAUGGAGAAUCAAUAGAUGGCACCAGUGCUCAUGUUUGAGUUUUGUAGUCUGUACACUGUUAUUUUAAAGCAGCUGCUUGUUGUGUGUUGUAGAUGUGAUGGACCAGCAGAGGGUGCUGCAUUCGGGUUGCCUGGUCUCAGGGGUUCGUACUCCUCCUGUCCGCCGCAACAGCAAGCUGGCGAGCCUGGGGCGAAUCUUCAAGCCGUGGAAAUGGAGGAAAAAGAAAAACGAGAAACUGAAGCCCACAGGGGGUGAGUAUGACUUAAUUCAUGUGCUGCUGCCAAAUAUUCAAAGUUAUGGACUCGCUUAGAGGUGACAAACUUAAAGGCUACAUGUUUACAUUUGGCAUGGAGUCAGUGAAUCAGUUUUAAUAAUGUGUUUUGAUAUUUAGCGGGAGAGAAGAAGGCAGCUGUACGUCAGAAGAGAGAUGACCCCGCAAGGAAGAACCCUGGAGAAACGGAGACAGGUGCAAAUUGAGAAAUGAGCACACGUACACACCCUUACUCUGAGCUGAUCUCGGUUCACUUGUUCAGCCACAUGAUGCCCCAACUGCUACACACACUCACUUCUGUGCUUUUUUUCACUGUGCACCAUAUGCAGAGUCAGAUCUGGCUUGUGGGGGUAACGCUGAAGACCCAGAAACCCCAAAUCACUCUGAUGCUGAGGAGAGAGACGAGGAGCUUGUUGCACCUCUUGCCAACACCAAUGAAGACCAAAGCAGCGACUUAGAGGCAUCAACAGGUAGACUUUAGCGCUGAAUAUCUUCUUUAGUGUUUUUUGUGAAUGUGAUGCUGCAAUUGAUAAUCAUAUGUGCUGACAACACAAGGACAGUAUCAAAAAAUUCACUCUUUUUGAGUUUGAUGGCAGCAACACAUCCCUAAAAAGCUGGUUCAGGAUCAUAUUUUAUGCUGUGUUACUGUGUUUUGAAUAACACUUCAUGGGUACUGAGGACACUGACUGUUGAAGCUUUGGAGGUCAACUCUUUCACAUUCCUGAUUGAUGGACCACUUCAGCUGAUCUACAGUCCGAGGUCUCUGUUGUGGUAUUUUUGGGUAAUGCUCAACACAUUAUAAAGUUGUUCAUGUUGCUCCUAAACUUGUAUGAGCCAUAGACUGUACACAGAAUAGACGCCAUCUGCCUCAUUGCUGGAUGAAGCCAUUAUGAGAACAGCACCCUCUGGUGACGGGCUGCAGUAUAGGUCAUAAAUCCCGCCUCUGCCAGCAAAGCUUAUGGAGCUGUGGACAAACUUUAGAAAUUUAUUACACAGAAUAUAAAUAUUUCUCCCCCUGCUUGUGAUGUUGACAUGUAGUUAUUGUCAGACUGUUUUUUUCUAAAGUCAUCUUUUUUCUGUGCAGCUCCGUUUUAAAAAGUUAUUAGGGGGUUCAUGUUUUCUAUGAUUGACAUUUGAUGCAGCCUAUGGACGUAUGAAGAUUGUGUAGCUAACCCGGGGGAUACGCUGUUUGGGCUGAGCGUCAUUACAGUGACUCUUGGCGACUGUCCCGCUGAGUGUGUACAACGCUGCUGCACAUUGUUGGUUUCAGGAAGUGGAGAAAAAACGCAGAAUUACCGAGAACUUUUCGGCUUCAAAUGCGUAAACUGGCGGAAGGCAGAACCAAGUUGUCCAUAGUAUAAACAGUCUAUGGUAUGUACUUUUUAGCACUAAUGGAGCCUUGACAGCUGUAACACUUAGUGAUGGGCACUAACACCCCCCCAGAACAUCACAGGCACUGGCUUUGACCUUUGACCUGAGAACAGUCUGGAUGGUCCUUUUCCUCUUCAGCCCGGUGGACACCACCAAUGAUUUCUCUGGAUUCAAAUCUUUAAAAUUUCUGCAGUUGUUCGUUGAGAAACGCUUUUAAACUGUUUGACUAUUUGCUUACGCAGUUGUUGACAAAGCGGUGAACCUGGCUCCGUCCUUGCCUGUGAAGGACUGAGGCGCUGUUUGUACGUACCCGGUUAUUUUUAAAAACAGAGACAUUAACCGUCGUUUGCACCCUGCGUUUAGAUGCAAACAGAGAAUUUGCCCCUGAAAAAUGAUGUUUUUUUAAAAACGGCCAGAGUGGAGAUUUUGGGGAAACUCUGUUUGCAUGUAAACAGAGAAAAACAGAGAUUUGGGUAGCCAACAGCAGAUUGUGCGCAGGAAAGAAGGAAGUAGCUGUGUCCGAAUUGCCAAGUAGUAGUCGAAGUAGUAUCUAGCAUGUCCGAAAUGGCCACCGGAGCGAGUAGCAUGCUACUUCAGAUACUACUUAAGAUACUAGACACGCCCACAUUGUAGGUUGGUCGCGGUGCAUCCUACGCCCAAAAUGCACCGCAGGCUUCUUCUUCGUCCUCUUAAAAGUUGUAGAAGCGCAUGUGAUGCUAGCGCCACCAGCAUAGAUGUGUCGCGAACGCCGGCUGGCCACAGCAGCGCGCACCAUGGCGGUUUCAUGCAACUUCACACACUGUCCUAAAAAAUGUGCGGUUGUAUCUCUUUGUCAUGUCAUGGUGUCAUAUUUGCCCAAGUAAUCAUUUUAUGAGCAAAUAUGUGGCGACAUCAUGGAAGUAAAGCUCACUUAUUCCAUCAUUAAACUGAACAGCUGCAGUACUACAGCCAGGCCAGCAGAUGAGGGGCUUCAGUUACCACUGUCUGCACGGGCGCAGUACCUACUCUCUGCCUGCGGGGGCCACCGCUCAUCUAGUGUGUCCGAAUGGGGCCAACGUGUUUAGUAUGUAGGAGUAGGAUCUAGAAGUAGUAUGUAGCAGUAGUAUGUAGUAUCCGAGCGGGCAAUUCGGACACAGCAAGUGACAUUGUUGUUGUUGUUGCUGCUGCUAUGCGGGAUUCUGAUUGGCCAAUGUGGGCUUGAGCUUCUCACUUCACUGCCACCCACAGGUUUGGCAUGCUCUUUACGGCAUAUAUGCACAGGUUAGUGUAAACAAAAUCCCCCCGAAGAGCUGGUGGAAGUGGCUGGGGUGAGGGCCGUCUGGGCUUCCCUCCUGAAGCUGCUGCCCCCGCAACCCGGACCUGGAUGAAGCGGAAGAAAAAUGAAAAUGGAGAGGGUGAAAUGUCCGUUUAUGAAAAUAGCUGAGUCUUUCAGAGGUGCUCCUUUUGAAACCAGUCAUGACCCUCACAUGUUUUCACUGAACCUGUUCACCUGUGGAAUGAUCCAAACAGGUGUUUUUGGAGAGGUCCUCAGUUUCCAGUCUUUUGUUGACCCUGAACCAACUUUUCAGGUACAAGUUACAGCAUCAAAUUCAAGAUGAGUGAAUCUUUGCAAAAAAACAAUGAAGUUUAUCAGUUUGAACCUUAAACGGUCUAUGUAAAGUGUUCAGUUGAAUGUAGGUGGAAAAGAAUGUGUUACUGUAUUCUGUUUUUAUUCACAUUUAACACAACAUCCAAACUUCACUGGAAAUGGGGUUUGUAAAAAAAAAGAUCCUCCUGGCUCAUAUAACCUUGAAAUAAAGGUACCAAUAUUUGCUUUAAUAGAUGAGCUGAGGAAACCGAAACUAGAAAUAUAAAGACAUAGCCAACUAAGCUAACUGUAUUCCCCUGUGCUACAGAAUGUCGUAGUGAGAUGAAGUGCUGUCUGUAAAAAGGGCUUGCUUGAAUGAUUCAGAUGAGCACAACCAAAGGUAACAUCUGAGUUCACUGCCACCACGGGAACUGCUGACUGAGUGGGAAAAGGUCAACUCAAACAGCUGUCAGCUGAAGGGAACAAGUAGCUUCUUCUUAUUUUAACUUCACUGUUAACACACUGAGAGCUGCUCUACCAUGAAAUGUGCACUGAACAGUGAAUGAAUCAUUUCAGACACAGCUCCAACUGAAAGCUUUCUGUGGAGGGUUAUGAGAGCUGAUGAGAGGGCUCUUAGGCUUUUGAUUUGGUUCUUUUGUGUACAUACAAUGCAAGGUUUGUUACAUUUACUAUUUUAUAGGUUGUCUAGUGUGUUUAAUUACUUUUUUAUUAUUUGUGCAAACACUUAACGGUGAUUCUGUUUUUAAAAUGUCUCAAUUUGAGCCUGAAGGUCCUCCUUGUUCAGCUGAUGACAGCUUCUGGUGGAGACGCAGUGUCUCUGAUUGUCCACUAGGUAGUGACAAAGACUUCUUGAACUAACCAAACCACUGCCUUACCAGAAAUGACAUUUCAUCUCAUUUCAGUACAAGACCUGACUGAGGAUACAAAGACGGGGGGAGAUGUCAGUCAGGCUGAAAAUGGAGAAGAUGAAAGCCUGUCACAGAGUGAACCCAUCGAUGAGCAGCUGGUCGGGAAAGUGGAGUCCGUUGAAGUUAAACCAGAAACGACGGCAGCCCUUCCUCAGAGACGAGCCAGCACAUCCAAUCCACCCAACAGGCCGGUCAAACUGCUCACAAGACUGGGCAGCCUGGACGGUGAGGUGACCCAGAACAUAAUGAGAAAAGGUAGUUUUGAUCUGCAGCAGUGUCUAACUUUGAGGAUCUCUUCAGGUGCUCCUCGAGUCCCAGUGAAAAAGUCCCCAGCCACCCUACCCAGGAACUUCACUCUACCCAAAGAUCCUCAUGGAUCCCUGUUGAGAGGGAGGAUGUCCACACCCACAGGAUCCCCCCACCUUGGCUCACUCCACCAGCAGCUGCCCCCUAGCUGUAUUAUUGAGGAACUGCACCGUGCACUGGCCACCAAACACAGACAGGACAGGUCAGACUUUGUUUUUUGUGUAGUUUCAGCUCAGCAAGUAUGAUCCCAUGAUAUUUAUGAUGUUGGAUACAUUUGCAGAAAGCAUUUUCCUGGUACAAAUCCAUUAAUAAAGGGUAGAAUAUUAGUAUUGCUACUCUGGAAUAAGCCAGGACAACAGUGACAACAAAUAACAAUCCAAGACCAUGAUUUUACCAUAAUUUUUGCAUACAAUUAUAUUUUAAUUUAUAAACACCUCCACAGGUUUUGCUUUUUGUUUUGAUCAGAAAAACACAGUCUGUUGACUGAUAGGUCAAUUGAUGAUUUGAAGACCUGACCUUUCUAAGUGUUAAUUUCAGGAAGGUAAAUGUUUUUUCAGUUUCUUAAACACUGCUCAAGCUCCACAUGUUUUUCAUUUUCAAGAAACAAUGUCCAGGAUCUUGUGCUGUUGAGUUAAACCAAAGGUUACAUAAUCAGCCAUAACAUCAUAAAUACUUUGGUAACUGACAAUUACCCACUACAAAAGCUUGACCCUGGAUUUUGCUGUCUGGAAGAUUAAAAAUAUUCAGUUUUUUUUUAUAUGAACAGAUGAGACUAUUGUGCUGUACAUUUAUUAUUGAAGAUGUAAUGGGUAGGUGGUGGUACACUGAAGUGUAGGGCUGCCACAAACGAUUAAUGUGAUAAUCGACACGACUACGAUUAUUUUUGCGAUUAAUUGGAUCGUGUAUUUUUAAUUUUUUCAUUACCGUUUUUAAUCACAAUGGGACCAACCUGGUUAAAUAAAGGUUACAUUUAUAAUAAUUUAUAAAUAUAUUUAUAAAUAUAUAUAUGUAUGUAUAUACAGUAUAUAUAUAUACAUAUACAUGAAGUACUCCACCAUUUUUAUUUUUGAUAAAGAUAAAAGAGACAGCAGAUUAAACAGAUGACUAAUUUUCUGUCAUACAGAGCCAGUUUGUUUAUUUCCUACUAACUUUUACUCUUUGAUCAAUAUUAAGAAGGCCAGCUCAGAUUACCUUGAUUUUUAUUAAACAGGCUUUUCCUUUUAAUAUUGUAAGCCUUAUAAGUACUUGGGAGACUAACACUAAUCCUUAAAGGGGAUCAUGGCCAACCAACUGAAAAUGACUGUAAUGAAUGGAUUUGUACAUACAGUCAUGGAAAGAACAGGCUUGCAUAGUCUUAUUCCGAUAACUCCAGCCCUCUUUCGUUUAUCAUAUUUGAUUGUUAUUAUUACCGUCCGUUAACUCACUCAUCUCAGGAGUUCUGCUUCAUGUUGCCUGGACACAAAGAAAAAGGUUUAGUAGACUUGGCUCCGUUUUUUGUAAUCCACCCAAGUUUGUGUGCCAGGAAACUCAGAGAUUUAACACUGAGGCCCUCUUCUUUUUCUAACUACAGAGGGGUCGAUAUCCAGAUUAUAAUUCAGAAGAUGUUUGAGGUGAAUUUGAGUUGCUCUUAUUGACUUUACAUCCUUGAUUUGUUUUUGGCUUUUGUGGGUGACUGCAGUUACAGAAGUGACUCUUUCAUUAAACUGCGGUUUAUUUUUAGUUCCACCACCCCUUGGUUUUUCUCUCGCAGUUGUACUUGUUUUCAGAGCUGCAAAAAAAGAAGUGGUUGAAAGUAACUCUACACUUUCUCAUCAGAUAGAAACUUAUAAGUGUCUCUGAAUAAAAUGAUUUUGUGUUUGACAGGCUUGUCUUGUGUGGUCUCAGUUUUCAGAACAAGGAAGCCCGCUCGUCUCUGAAGCGCCGGCUGGAUGGUCGUCUGUCCCGCGCAUCCAGCACAGAGAAGGAGCCGGCCGGGGAGUCAGAGAGCAAGAAGGAGUCUGAUGAGAACAAAGAGAACUGGCGUCUGAACGAAUACUUGAGUGACCAGGACAGCUGGAACGAGUCUGUGAUCUCUGGUAGGUCUGCUGACAGCAGAAAUUCAGUAGCUGCUCCUGUCAUGUGCAAAGAGCCCACGCAAUUCAAGCACCCUGUUACUGCGUAAUGAAGCAGCAUAAUCUCUGCUGAUAUUUGUUGACAGUGAGAGCAUGACAGGGAGAUUUACAAUGAUGACCAAUGGCAGACUUUCUGGUGUUAAGUUUCAGCGGCUCAUCAACAUCUGCUCUGACGGCCUAAUUCUUGGCCACUGAUGUGGGUCAUUGGUACACCACCAGCUGGGGAUAAUAUGUCUGUGACCAUACGGGGGAGAGGGUAUUAAAAAAAUGUUUGAAUGAUAGACUUAUAAAAGAUAGGGCUUGAUACAAAUAUGUAAUCAUAAAAGAGGAGAUGACUGCAGAGAAGAGAGAGAGAGAGAGUGGUUUGAACCUAAUUUUGUCAGCUAAAUUAGGAUGCAUUUUUACUCUAUAAUCCAAAGAGGUUAUCAGUUGAUUUAGCUCAAUCUUUUAGUGAACCUCAGUCUAAAAUCACCCAAGAGCUCAUACUCACAUAAUAAUGUGCAUUUGGUGUGAAAAAUGACACUUUCACUUGUUAACCCUGGGGCACCUUGAAUAGCUCUUCUCAUCAGGGGGGGCUUCCUGUGAAAGAUUUGCCAUACAUCUCAAGUCUUCAUUUGUACAUUUUCAUUCUAGAUCAGGGAAAUAGAAAUGAAAAACUUAAUUUGCAAUUUGAGUGAUGUUUGAUAUUAUUGUAUGGGUGUUCAACCCCAACAUGAUGCCAAAAUGAGAAGAGCUUAAAGGGAUAUUCCGGCAUAAAAUUAAGUUAGGGUCAAACACACCGUAACGCUGAGUUAGACACUCCCUUGAGAGAUGAAUGUUGCCGACUGCUUGCUUCUCCAGUUAUACCAACUUCCGCAAUGACCGCACAAUAGCAAUACACAGCGGUCUACAUCUCCAUGCGCAAACCUCGACCAAAAAGCCACUCUAUAGCCACAAAUAAUGCUCAGAACAACACCUAACUUCAUCAACAGUACGUAACAUCUUUUUAGCUUUGCCCUGUUUCUUUGGCAAAGAGACCAAACACAACUCACCCACUCUCCUUCAGCAGCCGCUUUUUUUUUGGGGGAGCCCUGACGAGUCGAUCACAGAGUGCAGCGGAGUUUCGCAGCUCAAGGAAGAACAUUACUGAUCAUUGCUUCAUGGAUAUGCAAUCAAACCGAGACGCUAAGGCAGACGAACUACUCCAAAUUGAUCGUGAUAAUGAUUAUUACUCCAUGAAAUUGAUCCACUGCACUCUGCGAAUGUCUCAUCAGGGCUCCCCCACAAACAAGCGGCUGCUGGAGGAGGGCGGGUGAGUUGUGUUUAGUCUCUUUGCUAAAGAAACCAGGCAAAGCUAAAAAGAUGUUUGAUGGUUAGUUCUAUGGCUAGGACCCUAUAUGUACUGUUGAUGAAGUUAGGUGCUGUUUUGAACAUUAUUUGUAUCUAUAGAGUGGCUUUUUGGUUGAGGUUUGCACAUUGGAGACGUAGAACGCUGUGUAUUGCUAUUGUUGUUAGUAAAGUUGGUAUAACUAGAGAAGCGAGCAGUCGGCAACAUUCAUCUCUUGAGGGGGUGUCUAACUUAGUGUUGCGGUGUGUUUGACCCUAACCCUAUUUUAUGCCGGAAUAUCCCUUUAAGAAUAGUAAUACAGCAUAAAUCCUCAAAGAGUGUUAAAGUCAAAGAUCUCUGUUAUACCUAAAAUUUGAAGCUGGAGUCGAGUGGAAGUUGAAUUGCAAUAAACAAAGCAUGCACACAGGCUUUGACUGAUGUGAAAGAAACCCUUAUAUACUGAAUUUGGCAGCAAAUGAUUUCAUAUUAAUUAACAGCCUGGAGAAUUUAUUGUUCUUUAUUUAAUUCUUAUUUACUUGAGAACUAAAUAAAAGGUGAACAUUUUUAUGAUGUGAGCUCCACACGAAACAAACUUGACUGCAUAGUGAAUGUUGAAAUGAGAAAACCAGGGGCAAAUGUGAAAACUAAAGCAGGUAUUUGGAUAUGUAUUUAAUUAAUAAGGUGUUAGCUCUUGCAAGAGGACACAAAGGCACGCUGUGUGGUUAUUAGGAGCAGUUCAGGGGGCUAAGCUGGAGAACUAUGUUUGGCAGCUUAAAAUGCACUGUACUUAUUUAACCUUAAUGCAUGUCCAACAACAACUACAGGGACCCUCCCACGCAGAAUGAGGAAGGAGCUGCUGGCCGUGAAGCUUCGGAACCGGCCCAGCAAGCAGGAGCUGGAGGACCGCAACAUCUUCCCCGUCCGCAGUGACCAGGAGCGUCAGGAAAUCCGCCAACAGAUAGAGAUGAAGCUGGCCAAGUGAGUCUGUGUGGACCCAGAUCAGCCUGCCAUCAGCCCCCCCCCAUCAGCCCCCCCACCCUUCAUGUAUGUCUCUUUCAUCACCAGCAUCACUGUUGUGUACAUGUUGGCUGUUGUAUGUUUCUCUUUUGCCACUUCCUAAAAAAAAACUAAUUCCUUAAAGACCCACUCCAAUGAAAAUCAUGUUUUUCUCGUUGUCUACAUGUUCAUAUGGCAUUUUUUCUGAUGCUACAGGACAUAUCAUGAGAAAAAUAAGUGCGAAACUACAUUUCUGAGUAUUUCUGCAUUAAAAUCGCUGUGAAUCUCUGGCAGACCCAAACAGCAAGUUCAGAUACAGUGAGAUUUCCUACGUUACAAAUCCAAGCUCCGCCCCUGGAGCCCCACUGGGCAGGUCACACUCAGAGAAAUAAAGAGAACGCGGAACAAACGUGCGCUUUAGCGGAUAACUUUCAUCAUGCCCCUAAAGACAUAGUGUCAGAGAGCUGAACAAGUCUUAUGUUACCUGCUGCUUCUACUUCACCGGCAGUGUUAGGCUACAAGCUAGCGUGAAGAGGAGUGUGCAGAGCAGCGCUGUCUCCGCCCACGACUCAGAGGCGAAUUACUUAUGAUCUACUGGAGCUCUGCGGAAUAAAAGCCCUUGAAAAUGACACAGGUAACGUGAUUUUGGCUAAAAACUUUAACACUUUAGAACACUUUAAAUUGUAAAAAAAAAAAAAAAAAAAUGAUCGGAGUGGGUCUUUAAGCACACUACAAAGUCUGUCCUCCAUCCAGCCACAAUGCCUCGUCACACUAAAUCAUCAUGCAGUGUUGUGAGUCUCAUAUUUUUCCUUGAAGACUUUUGUUCAUCAUCUGCCAUGUAAAAACAUUGUUUGACUGCACAGUCAAGGAUAAAAGAGGGCCUCCUCGUUUGAGCUCAGUAAUCACUCUGCUGCUGCUGCUGACAGGCUGUCAGUCACAUGAGUCAGCAGCACACAGGCAAACAGCUUUUUAAGGACUGAGCUUAACUAAGCUCGAGCUUUACACUUAAUAUGCCGCAGCCAUAAACUGACAUAUUAUCAUGUAGCUGUGUUUGAAUCUAGCUGCUGCGAGCUCCACUGUGACCCCAAGGCAGCUAUGUACUUUGUCUGGGAACACUGAGCGUGUGGCGUGAACUUGGUUUAUCAAGGCUUCUGCACCAGAAAUGCUAACUCCUGUGCAAAAUACACCUCAGUGAGAGUAGUUUGUGACAGCAAACCCCAAAAACCUGAACUCAAAAAGCCUAAAACACAACAAUAAGGUGUACUAAAAGCCUUCUGUCAUUACUUCUAUGACUCAGUGCUGAGAAGAAAGUCUUGAUAAGUACAUUUUCCCCUUAGAGAUUUGUUUGACAUUCACUCCGCUCCCUUUUAAAAUCUUUCUCAAGAGACUUUCGAUCCUUUAAACACUUUGACACAACUGUUAUUCAUGUCAUACAUAUUCAUCCAUGUCCCUUUGCUUUCCUCAGAGAAAGAUAUUUGGGCCAAGAUGUUAAAAAUGUGUGUGACAAAGUUUCCUGAAAGGCAGACGAGGAAUGCACAACAGAGGAUAAUCAUAUUUGUUGACUAAUGUAAAAGACCAUAAGCUGUUUUUAUGGGAAUUUUAAUAGGAUUAACAGUUAAAUCAGGGUUCCUACUGUAGAGAAUGAUACAGUUGCAGGGUGUGCUAGUACAUUUAUGUAAUGCUUGGACUGUGAACAGCUAUAGGCCGCUCCUAAAGUUGUUGUUUAAACAUACAGUAUAAGAAAUAGUUUUAAGGAAAGCAAGAUGUUCAUUAUGUAAAGGACUGCUCAGUGAGGCAUCUGAUUUUUCACAGCAGUUUCUUAACAAAAGAACUGCUCUCAAGUCAGACAAAAAAGAAAGUAUUUCAUUUCAAUAUGAAAUGCUGCCAAGCAGAUACUGUCCCUGUGCUUCUUGCAGGUAUUAAGAGCAGCCAUUAUCUACUCAUUCAAGUUGACAUUGACCUCUAUUGAAAAGCAGCUCCUCAUUAAAAUGGUACAGUCCAAAAACAAUGGUACAUCAGCCAUGUGCUGACACAGAAAAUGACUGAAAGUGUGGGUGGUUAUUAAAUGUCAUUAGAUGCUAACAUUGCUCAUGUAACCAGGAGUUAAUGUCUUUCCAGUAAUGAUGUGGGACAAUAUUUUUUGUUUUAUUUGGGUAAAUAUGGCCAUGAGCCACCAACUUUUAUGGCUGUCUGUGGUCCAUGAAAUGAUCAGAUGGAGUACUCUUCAGAUGGUUAGAGAUGGGCAUUAAGUUUGUUGAAGUCUGUGACCUUUAGAUGAAGACACGUGGGUUUACAAAAAGCAGACUAUGGUCUAUGCUGCAGUUUGCAAUGAAGGCACAGCUCAGGUGUGGCUCCAUUUCAGUGAAAAAAAACCUUUGUCCUGAGGUACAAAAACAUCCUGGUUUUCUAAACUCAGUUUUGGAUAGAGAGGUGGCAGCUGAUAUGUUGCCUGAGUGGACUCGGCAACUGUGUGGAUUUCAGAGAGAGUUAGCCAUCAUGUGCUGCUCAGGCGGGCGUUUUUCCCAGGUGUGAGUGGGAGAAGUGCGGGCACUAUGAGUUACACAACAGGAACUAGAAACUCCUCAUGUUGCAUUAAAUGGAUCAAAGCCUUAAAUCUAGUGUCAUGCAAAGGUUUGGUAAGCAAAUGUAAUUCUUCAGAUGUACAGUUGGAAUAAUAUCCCUCUGUUCAUAGGAUGCUCUCUUGUUUAUGUACUCUAAACAUGCUCACUGAACCCUGUGAAGAGUAAUGUUUCUGGAAAGGAUCUUUUCAACCACCUAAAAUUCUCCCAGGCCUUGAAGGGUAAUACCAGCGUAAAUGAAGUUAUGGUCAAACACACUGUAACACUGAGUUAGACACCCCCUCGAGAGAUGCUCAGGACCAGACCAGUCAUCUCUGGAGAUCAGAGGGGGAGUGCAAUGUGCUGAUGCUUACAGUAGGGUCUGCCUGCAAACUGAAUACACCCACUUAAAACGGAUAGGGGACUAUGUGAUGCACACUCAUGUGAUUCUCUGUGUUCUCUGUGAGCUUGAGUGAGUGUGUGUUCAUUACUAAUGGAUCAGCUCCAAUCUGUGACAUAAUGCAACAGAUGGUUUAUUUUAUUAGUUCAGUCAUGCUCAAACUUAAUUAGUUCACUCUUACCUAAACCGACCCCCAUUUUCCAUCGCAUCCAGAACAGCUCCGCUGCGGAAUAGUGUCGAUUUUCGCCGUCUGCCAGUUCCUACUGGAUGCAUUUUGAGGCGAAUUUCAGACAGCGGGAAUCGCGAGAACUCACAAAUACCCGUGGAAUCACAUGCAAUCGCGCGAUAAUGAGUUGUUUCGUUAAAGACAGCCACAUAACCAUAUAAGCAGUAGGUUGUGUCCUUCAAGAGGAGGAAAUCCACUUCUAGAUUUCUAAAAUCAGCAUCUUCUCAUCCAUGGUGUCAACGGGGUGAAAUGCUGUCUAUAAACCUUUGACCUGUUCAUCCCCGCCCACAUUUGCAUAGUGUGAAAUAUGAUUGCAUGAAACACGUAGUGUUUUAUUUUGAAAAGAAGCCAGAUGUUUUAGUUUGUGUCUGUGCCCGACUUUCUUUCCAGCAUUGACUAACCCGUGCUGAAUUUAUGCGGCAUGCUGCGGCGUCCAGAAAAAAAUAGAACUUUGGCGAUUGGUUGCGAAUCCCGCUGAACCGCAGCAGGACAGAAAGAAGACAGUGGAAAUUGACACAUUAACUUGAAUGGAAAGGAACAGCUGCAAUCAGCGCAUACAGCCUUUUCGACUCUUUGGAUGUGGUGGAAAUUAGUUCAAUUCAAAUUGUCUAUAGUGUUUGAUACCUGUGCCAAAAGGAAAUAUAAAGUCAGAUAUUUUAUUUUGUCACGUUGUUCAUGAAUGUACUUGGAUCUGACACUUCAGUUGAAUGAAAGAUGUCAAUGUACAAGAUGAAAAGUUGAACUUCAGUACAAGUGCAAAUCUGUUUCAAGGCUAGUUUAACCAGUUGCAAAGUCAGGCUUUUUUGAUUGGUGCGACCAAAGUGGAGCACAGACCUUUGUAGGGGUGGCUGGGCAUGGUCAUAUUAAGGGGCUAAUCCCAAACCUGGGUUUGUUAACUCUACUAAUCCCAUUUACUUUAAUUUAUGAAUAAAGGGUUUAAAAAAGUUUAAUAUUCUUAAGUAACUCAACAGAGUGGCAGCAUUUAAAUUCACCUCUAACAAGCCAAACAGCCAAUCAUAGUUUAGGAUUUCAGGUUGAGCACUGGGGUGGCCAAUCAGAUUUUAGGGGUGGCCAUUGUUUCCUCUGUCUUGUGUUUGACUGAUGGAUAAUUUCAGUUUUCAGGGUGUUCAGUUAAAAAAUGGAAACAAGAGAACAGAUUGCAACUAACUCACUUUUUAGCAUGAGGGUAAUAAAAGAAGAGAUUGAAAUGUUAUUUAGAAAAAAGUGACACAGAUAACUGGGGACUAAAUGAAAUGGAGUAAAAUGUAACAUAUCUAUUCUAGUUGUAUUGUAAAAUGGCAGUAUGUUCAUUUGUAUUGUAGAACAGCACAGUUAAUACUGGAAUUAUAAUAAGAAAGUCUAAGGACUGUCCUUCAAAUCUUUAUUCGUUACUACAAUAAUCUGCAGUUUUAAGUGUCGUUGGUAUCUGCAAUGGGCGAUAGGUUUAAGCAAUAGCGAAAUAGUAUUUUUGUCAUUAGAUAAUAUUGCUGUAGAUAUUUUAGGAGGCAUUACAGUCAUUAUUGGAGCCAGUUCACUCCAGGGGGAUUAGACCCCCAUGAGUAUUUAAGUGUCACUUGGCAGAGUUGAACAAUGGGGAAAAAAAGGACCCAAAUGCAGAACAAAAAAUGUUUUAUUAAAAAAAAUUAAAUAAAAAGCAACAAAAACUUAAUUCGAAAUGUCCACUGAAAAAAUCCCAUGGCAAAGUCCAACUAAAGGCACAAGAAAAAAAAAAACAAGGAGAAUAAGGAUUUAUACAUAAACUACACAGACAAGCAUACCCACACAAUGACCCAACAAGGACAGAAGGGAAGACAGGGACUAUAUACACACUGGGUAACGAGCAACAGGUGAGGCAAACGAGACACAGGUGAGGCAAACGAGACACAGGUGAAACUCAUGGGUGAUUAACGAAGGAGGGAAAACUAGGAGAGUAAAACCAGAUAAAAUAGGAAACACUAAUAAAGAAUAAAUUACAGAGAACAUGAGGGAAACAGGGUCAAACACAAACUGAAAACUCACAAGACUGGACUACAGGGGAACAGGAACCAUAGGGAACAGAAACACUAGGGACAAUACACAGAAAAUGCACUCAAUAAAUUAACAAAACCAGAAAAAACAAUUUACAGAACACAUCAUGACAUUAGGUUUUCAUUUAUUACAUACUCUUUAGCAUCGUAGGUCAUAACAGCUACUUUGAUUGAAGACUCUGAGCUGAGAGAGAGAAACAGAGCCAGUUUUGGUUCUGUCUAACCACACCGAGAGGUCAGCAGAGCCGUGAGUCUUUGAGGUGGCCCAUCUCACUGAAACCACGCCUAAUGCCUCCACCUUUGUAACUUCACUGUGAGAGAUGAUGAUGAAGGCAGGAUGGCAUUCAGACGGGCUCAUCAGCUUCUUUGAGCCUGGCGUCACUCCUCUCCAUGUGCCUUCUUUCCUACGCCUUCACCCUAGGCAUCUCACAGCUGCGUGUCAAUCUGGAUAGCCGGAGCAGCUAUGCGUGUUUAUGUUGUCAGUGACGUUAGCAUAAACCAAAGCUGUUCCAAACACGCCUCGCUCCACGUGAGCUUCUCCGUGCGCACGUGGACAAAUUCCAGCGGGUAACUGCAGAAUAGCAAAAGGCAUUACGCAGCACCAACUUCUAAUGAGUUAACCUCUAAAUGUGCUGGGCUGGGAUGCUGAGAGGAUUUUAGCCUGUAGUCUCCAAGGGGCAUCAUGAUGAGACAAAGCCUUAUCCAAAACAUUUCACACUACUUACAUAAACUCAACCCCUGAUUACUGUUGCAUAAUAACUACAGGAUGUAAUCGAUUAUGUUAAUUAGGGGAGGAGUGAGAGUGGGAUGCUGGCUGGGUCACAUCAGUGUGCGCACAGUGUGGGUUGAACACAAAGGUCAGAGCAACAGGUCUGUUGUGAGUCUGAUUCCCUGCAGGUCACACUAGGUCACACUGUCCGCUCAAUGUGUUACAUUAUUCUCUAACUAGGGCACCUGUACUACACUGCACAGCAAUAACAGAUCAAUGAGCAAGGUAUCGGAUUGCUUAUUUAGACACCACAAAAAGGAAACCUGCAUAACAAACCUAACCGCAUCUUCGAUUAAACUAAUGACUUCCUGCGAUUACUUGAAACCUGCCAUAUGUGUCUGUACUAGGGCUGUAAUCAACCAAAGAAAUUCUUGGUCGACUAAAACCCUGAAAUUUUCACCCGAAAAUCGACUAAUCGGGGAGGGAUUUUUUUUCCAAUUCUGACGCCAGACCCUUCUGUGGCGGGGGACGACGCAACUCGACGGGGUGAAAAUAUACUGAUAUUGACACAAGAAGGCAAUUUAACACAAAAGGCUAAAAUCUAAAUAUUCAGCAAACCACUGGACGUCGAAUAAUAUAGACGCUCUUCAAUCUUCCUGUCUCCAGCCGGUCUCCAGCCGGUUGGGUGAAUCCAAAAUGGUGAAGACAAGGGGGGCUUUCUUAGACAGGCUGUUACCUAUGAAAUGUUGGUACUUGGUACAUUCCUCCUGAUGGAAUUAACCAUAGACUGUAAAUUGAUGCAAGAAAAAAAUCAAGUCGACCAAUCAGAAUUUUGGUCAAAUCAGCACCAAAAUUGUUGACCAACAAUUCAACCAGUCGACUAGGACUUUACAGCUCUAGGCUGUGUCUAAAAUGAAUCACUCAAUCCCUAACCCCUAACCCUCAUAUGGGGUUUCACGAUAUAGCUGACUAUUUAGUGAGCUCAAUCACUGGAGGUUUCGGACACUACAUGGUGCACCGUUGUGACCUCACUGCUCAGACUGUCGCGUCUGAAGUUGCAGCUGUUGUUUUCAGAUCUCUUGAAUUUUUUGAUGUUGUAUAGAUGUUUUUGUUUUUCCAGGAUGUUCGUGAAAUAAAAAAACAGAAACAAUAAAUUAGUGAUUCAUUUAAAAGGCCUUAUAUUUUCGUGCGGAAUAUUGUUUGCUGCGUCUAUUGUGCACAGACUAUAUGACGCAGCAAACAAUUGUUUUUCGAAAACUACAGAUCACUUGCGAGUAAAGUGAAGAUAAAAAAACUUAGCUGAAAAUGGCAAAUAGAGCUCGUGUUGUGUCUCUUCUUGCUCUUUUUGACUUGCUACUGGAGACGCAAUGGAUGACGGAAUGCCCACCACCGGUGAGUGACCAUUGGAUGGUCACUACAUUUUGCAAUGCUCUAUGGGAAAUUUUGAGUCGCCUAUAUGGGACCCCUCAAAAUGGCGCUAACCCCCAUAAAGUCGCCUAUAUAGCGGUUAGGGAUCCAUUUCGGACACAGCCUUAGUCUGUACUAAUGCACAUGAAGUUAAAAUCAGAGAUGUUAAUUAAAUACCAUGCUAACAGGGAGGGUCUAGCAGUGUUUUGCAGAAAUGUCAGUCAGAUGUCAAGUUUGCAGCCUGGCUCCGCUCUCUCAGGUGCUGCAGUGCUCAGCUGUGUCUGUGACUGACAGUAAGACUGGCUAGUCAACAAGAGUAAACAACAUGAAGCGAGUCAGGGAGCAGAGGACAGCUGAGGCAUGCCAUUGUUCAGGGUGACGGCACCAUGUGCUCGUCUGCCAGCGUCCUGUCCUGCUGACCACAUGGUCUGCUACGGGACAUGACGAGCCACUCCUGGCAGCCCGCUCAACAGCUACAAAAGCUGCAGGGACCCUCUCUGAACCCUGCCUUCCAAACACCCAUCCUGUACCAGUGAUUGUGUACACAGAAUGAAUCAUUCUGAAUCUGUCGCACUGAAUGAGUCGUGCUGAAUAGAACAGAGCGGUGCAUGUGGAGGAGGCUAGCACGCCGUGUCCCGUCUGAAGCACUCAUGGCAGUAUUUGUGAGCUGUUAAGGGCCUUGGACGAUGCAUCUGUCUGUACAAAAAAGAAAGGGGAAAAAAAGAACUGGAACAUCCCUGUAAGAUAGAAUCUAGGUCAGGAAAUAUAUUAAAGAUAUGUAGGGGAAUUAGCAGCUUAUCAGUGGUGUCAAAGAUCUACAUACAUCUCAUACUGCAUGUGCAGCUUUUGCUUCAGAGCUCAAAAGAGGUGAAUUUAGACUUGACUUGAAAGUUAAAGAGGUAUUCUGCGUAAAUUUAAAUUAUGGUCAAACACACAGCAACACCGAGUUAGACACCCCCUUGAGAGAUGAAUGUUGCCGACCGCUUGCUUCUCUAGUUAAACCAACUUUAGUCACGGCUGCACAAUAGCAAUACACAACAGUCUACAUCUCCAUGUGCAAACCUCGACCAAAAAGCCACUCUAUAGCUACAAAUAAUGCUCAGAACAGCACCUAACUUCAUCAACAGUACACAUAGGGUCCCAGCCACAGUACUAGCCAUCAAACAUCUUUUUUAGCUUUGCCUGAUUUCUUAAACACAACUCACCCACCCUCCUCCAGCAGCUGCUUGUUUGUGGGGGAGCCCUGAUGAGUCGAUCACAGAGUGCAGCGGAUCAUUUCCAUGAAGUAAUAAUCAUCAUUAUAAUCAUUUUGCACUGCAGAAGUAGUUCUUCUGCCUUAGCAUCUCAGUCUGAUUGCAUUUCCAUGAAGUAAUGAUCAUAAUUGUUCUUCCUUGAGCUGCAAAACUCCGCUGCACUCGGUGAUCGACUCAUCAGCUGUGUAUUGCUAUCGUUCUGUUGUUGCUGAAGUUGGUAUUUAGAGAAGCAAGCAGUUGGCAACAUUCAUCUCUCGAGGGGGUGUCUAACAUGGUGUUACGGUGUAUUUGACCAUAACUUAUGCUUGAAUACCCCUUUAAUCCUUUGGUCACACAUGGCUAAUUCAGUCCUAUGAGUGGACAUUAGAUUGCAAUGUCAUUUUUUACAAUGUCAUUAAGCAGACACUUUUAUACAUAGUUAUGAUAGAUGAAUUUACUGAAGGCUGCCUCCAACAUGUUUAUCAAAACAUGUUUUGAUAAAAUUUUGUCAGCUGGAUUUGAAAGAGUCCAAGCCAAUCAAAAUAAUAGAGGACAUGUAGAACAUUUUAGCUAAUGGUGAAGUAUGAAUAGUUGCUAAUAAUAGGGCUCAAAAUUGCCCUAUUGGUCAAUGAAUAUGAUUGUGCAUUGUGAUGCAACACAUCCGCUAUUGUGUUUUAAAAAGCGUGUGGUGUGUUGCAUUGAUUCACCGUGUUAAAGUGCAGCACACUGCAGCAGAAUGCAGAGCAGUGGGCCGGCCCAGGACAUCAGAAGGGAACCCUCUGUUUCUAUAUUUAGCCUUCAUUGGUGCAGCUGCAGCCAUAAUCGAUGGCCUAUCUACGUCACAGCUUUGUACCCCUGCUGAUAGAGACAUUGCAUUUCCACUCCCAUGUUCCUGGCUGUCCCUGCUCCCCUGGGGGCUCUGCAGGAAAGAGGUUCAGGACACAGUUCACUGCAGUGUUCCAAAACAUCUCCAGCUCUGUCCUCCAUUACGUUCUUUUGUGCGAGCAGCUUUCAGCGCGUGAUCUCAGCUGAGGACGCUGUUAUGUCAAAAUUACACUGCUUCUAACACUGCUGACAUUUUGCUGCAGUCCACCUGAUCUGAUGUAAGUCAGUUGUGAUCAUGUGUCUUUAAAAAUCCGUGAAGCAUCAUUGUCCUGGAAGUCUCGUAGGAGCAUGUGGUUUCCAUUUUUAGACGGGUAUCUUUAUUUUAGUCCAGUGUUUGUCACCUUUGACCUGUCAUGUGGUGGUGAGGAUGCAAAAGAGCAAAAAUGUCAGGAAACGGUCACAUGAAAUAAGGAUGAGCGGAUACUUUCGAGGUGUCCUUCAGCAGCAUUUAUGUGUACAGAGUAGGCUUGAUUGGUCAGACAUACUGGAGCUUUGUAGCAGCUGUGUUUCUCCACUUUUAUUGGAAUAUAAUUGAGAUCUUAUUUAUAGUCUUUGUCAAACAUUUUUAUGUCUCUCUUAUGUUCUGGACAGUAAAUAUUUUCUUAAUGCUGCAGGGAGAUACUAAACAUAAUUUCAUUGUUUACCUGCAACGACAGGAAGUCUUUUAUGUAUUACAUCUUAGCUGACCUGCUUUGAAGGUAAGAGCAUUCUGGCUCGAUGAAUUUAAAUAAAAAUGAAGCAGGACAUCCGUCUCUUGCACACUAAAACCCCGUGACGCGGCCAGGAUGAUGAGAUUGAGUGUAAUAAAGAUAAUGAAAGUCAACACAGGAUGUUUAAUAAAGUCAGUCUUCAAAUCAUUUGAAUCAUCAUCUCCCUUGGACACGUAACUAAAUAACUGUGGCCCUGACACACUAACCUCCCUCAUUAUGAAGUGCUGUAAGAGGCUGGUAAUAGCAUGAAACUGCUGUUCCAGACAAUGUAGACCUGCUGCUGUCUGCUUCACCGCUUCAUCAAAUUUAUAUGCUUUACUAACCUUAUUCAGCCAACUCACCCACUGGAAAAUAAAGACAUGAAUGCUGAUGAUUUCCUUCAACUCAGGGUACAAACAUUCACACCACUGACGUUUAUAACUUUAGUUAUUAUACAACCAGAUUCUGGACCUCUCAAUGUAGUCAGUCUCAUCCAUAGACUGUAUAUACUGUGGACAACUUGGUCCCGCCUUCUGUCAUUGUACGAAUUAGAGGCCGAAUCGCUUUCAGUAUUUCUGGUAUUUUCCCCACGCCCUGGAACCACUACUUGUGCAGUAGCAUUGUACGCAUUCGAUGGGAGAAUCGACGAGAUUUGCUGUGAUGACACUUUGCUCAAACAGCGUAUCCCUCGGGUGAGCUAUGCAAUAUUUGUAUGCCUCAAGACUGUAUCAAGUGUCAAUCAUAGAAAACAUGAACCCCCUAAUAACUUUUAUGAAUGGAAAUGCACAGGGGGUGCUGUUCUCGGGGUUGUGUCACCCAGCGAGGAGUCUAUAGUCUCAUUCUGAACACAGGAGUUCCACAGGGCACUGUCCUCAGCCCACUGUUUACCCUGCAUUGUAUUGCUAGUUGUAACACAAACUCAGUGACUGAUUUUUCUGACCAUACUUAAGUGGUGGGCUUAAUCCAUAACCACAUUUAGGCUGCAUGCACUUUAUAUUUUCAUAAAUUGUACAACAAUGUUUUAUUCUGUAACCAUUUUCAAUCAAAAGUGGCUGGUAGCUGAUUUUCCUCUUUAGAAAUCUCCUGAAUAUGUAACAUCAGCUUGGUCUGCCUUUUAGAGAUUACAUCCAUUUAACAUGCCAGGGGUCUAUCACAGCAGAAAAUCAAAGGCCCAACCAUUAGGAGGAGAGGAAGGCAACGGGAACACACACCACUGAUGGUGAUGAUGACAGAGGCCCACUCAAUAUUUGCUGUGCUUUGCUGAAUGUAGAAAAAUGAGUUAGUGGGUAUUAAAGGCAAAUAGUCUAAUUUCAGCUGACACAACUCACUGCAUGAAACAGGAAAGAAGCAGCAAGCCACAGCUGCUGUCCAGGACAGCUAUAAAUAACUUAGUAUUGCUCUGGUCAUAGAGCAGCUGACUAGUAGCUCACUGCCUGGACUGAGGCUAACUAGCUGUCAGUGUGUUAUCCUUUUGGAUUUAUUACAAAUUUGCUCUUUUUUCUGUGUAGCCACUGAGUCAUCUUGAAAGGCUUAAAAGAUAUAGGUGUGAAGUAAUAUUAUGUAAUAUGAAGAAUAUGGGUCACAGACAAGUUAUGUGACUGUAAAAACUUGUACAAAUGUUUUUUUUUUCCUUUUUAAUUGUCUCAACCCCCUCUUUUAAUCAUUUAAUUUAUACUUAGAUAACUACGAAUGUGAUCCAACACAGCAGCAAUACCUUUUACACUUUGAAUACAUAAACCUGCUCUCUUUCCUGAACACGCUUAAGCAAAUUUGGGAAGUCUUAUGUGUAUGGGGAUGUUGUAUGAAUCAAGGCAGCAGUUUGCUGUUUGAGAAUACUUACCUGUUUCAUAACCCUUUCACCUCAGAUGAAAUAAAGGAAGCCUUUUCUCAGAAUUAAGAAAUGUUCUGGCUGUCUGAAAACUCCCAUAGUGGAGAAUGUGUCAUUUGUUAGGUUGUAUCAUUAUUACCAUUGGUGAGUUUAAGUCUGGCUUUAAUUUAUAGAGUGAUUUAUUAUGGAUAUUAUUAUGGUUUAUUAUUUGUUUUGUAUUCCUGGAAUAAUCUGACAGAACACUGUAGAAGUGUGCACAUUACAUAACAAAGUUUGCCCUAUUUUCCAAUCUCUAAAACGAUCUGUCAGAAAGCUGUGCCUCAUGCUGCUUUAUUUUUUUUUUUUUUUUGGCUUUAUUAAAAGACAGUGAUUUGGGCUCAGAUAAUGGGAGCUGCUUGUUAACCAGCUCUAGGUGAAGAUAAUAAAGUAGACUGUGGUUUUUGCCUCUGUGGCUUUAAACAAGGAGCUCUCAGGCUGUGCUGUUUCUUCCGUUUCUAUUUGUGCCUUCAUAGUGAGCAGCAUCACAGCCGGGCAUCAAUCCAAUCACAGGACCAGAGUUGGCAGACAUUGUGAGGCAGUUGGGGAGACGUAAGCGCAGGAUGACAAAGCCUGUACAUAUAUGGCACGAAGCGAAAUUGUCAAAUUACAUGUUGUCACUAGUAUAGACCCAUCUUUGUUCUACAUGUUGUAAUUAGAGUUAUACAAUGACCUUUUUUUUCAGAGAUCAGGCUGUGAGUACCCUGCAAUUGAAAUGUCAAAAGUCUUAAAGCCUUUGCACCCACUCACUGAACACUGGUUGUUUUCUCUCCUUUCCACCCCUGUGCCAAGCGAGGGUUAGAUCACCAGUGAUCAGAGAUGUGACCCUUGACAAAAGAAGCUAAUUUUGCUUUUCACCCGCUGCUCCAGUUCUCAGGCUAUAAAUACAAGGACACAUCUAAGUAUACGUUUCUUCACCCAGCUAUUUUUUUUUCUUCAUCAGUUGACUGCAAGAUUGCUCAUGUUGUGAAACUUUUAAAUAGGUUGCCUCUACUAUAUUGGCAAAAGGAUGCACACUGUUUUAGGACGUCAUUGACUGUUAAGUCCUUUCACAGCUGGACAAAACAGAAAUUCAGACACAGGAAUCUUCCGGUUCGUUCUUUUGUCAGAUCAGGCUGCUCUGAAAACUCAACAAUUAGGUAAAGUAAAAGUAGAAGAACAGUUACAUUAAUAACAUUUUACUUGUGAAGAAUUUUAAAUACCGGUCUGUGGAUCUACCAAAGUAAAAAAAAAAAAAAAGUACUCAAAAUGCGCACAAAGCACAGAGUCCUUACCAUUAACUCAUGGCAAUGGUAGUAGGGGAGUAAGAUUUGCUCUUCACCAUACAAGGAACUUUUUCAUGAAAAUUUGUACCAAAUGCACCAAAUUGAAAACAUGACAAACAACAGUUUUACGAGGCAACUUCCUCUCCAGACAAACUUUACUCACAGGGCUUGUUACAGGGAUAAAUCAUUCAUCUGAACAUCCUUAGAAAUGAAUAAUGACGUAUAAGUUAAGUGCAUUUAGUAGUAAAGGUUAUGGAGUAAUGUUUCACUUCACCCUCAUCUUUAUUUCAACUGUAACUGAGUCCUAGAGUUGGAUGGUAGGAUGAGUCAACACUAUAUUAUCAUAACAUAAGCGUGUUAGAAUCGCAUGUUAGCUUUUUGUUGUGUGCAUGGUAGAAUGUCAACAUCAACAUUUACCUCAGAGCUGGAUGCUAUCUUAACAGAACAGUCUGGAUAUCUUUGGAUCAGAUUUCUUUGUUUUGUUGUGGGAAAUAGGGCUGCCACAAAUGAUUAAUCUGAUAAUCGACACAACUAUGAUUAUUUUUGCGAUUAAUCUUAUAUAUGGAUAUACUGUAUAUGCAUUGCAGAUUGUCGCACCAGCAUGUAGCUGCUGUCACCAUUAAAUAACCUCCAUCUGAAAAUGUUUGAGUAUCUUGCUUACAAAUGUAGGCAGUAAUUUUAUUAGUAGAUAAUUAGCCAACUAGCUUACUGAGGCAACAGUCCUUCUCCGGCGUCCUCUUUGUCAUCCAACCCGACAUGUUUUCUUUAUAAGUGCUGGUGCAUGAUAGUCGUGCUGCCGUGAUAAACAAGCUCUGCCUUGCAGAUCUUGCAUUUCACGGACUUCCCCUCUAUAUUUUUGGUAAAAUGCUCCCAAACACUGGAACGACGUGUCCUGCUCACCAUUGUUACUGGGUUGCAGUGACGUCAAACGCCAAUUUCUAUGAGCUCUACUGCAUAUUUGUGUCCAGGACAAGGCACACACGGCGGAGGCUAUGAGCGGAGGGUACCACGGCACCUUUGAGCAAAAAACAAAGUGGGAAAAAAAAAAACGCUUACGUAGAUUACUAAAAUAGUUGUCAACUAUUUUGAUUGUUGAACUUUAAUCUAUUAAUCCAAUAAUCGUGGCAGCCCCAGUGGGAAACGAUCAAUAUGUUCCUGGGUUCACAGAGCCAUUCAGGGUUAUUUCAACAUGAAGCUCAUGGCUCAUGUUUUCUCAGCAAUACUCCUGGAAGUGAGACCAUUUUAUUUGAAGCUUCCUUUACCGCACUGUGCUUUCAGCAGGUUUUGGAAGAGCCAAACAUGGUCCCUCACCCAAUCUUUGAGCCUCUGCUAAAAGAGCAAAGCCUCUGAGACACACAACAUGCUAGAGGGAGGGUUGAAUGGUGGUUUUAUGUCAGGGUCUUUGAAUGUGCUCCAUUCAUCCAUUAUCAAUAGCACACUGAGUCCUCUUAAUUGCUUUGCAGAGGUCGGGCUGAAAAAGUAGUUAAAAUUUUUCAUAAAUACAAAUAUGAAUUAAAAUAUUUAUUAAGGCAGCCUUCUGUGUAGGCACAGUCUAGUGCAGUUAUGUGACCCAGUAACAGUGGAUAUAUACAUACAUCCAGGUCAGCACCAAAAAACAACCGAGUUACAUAAACCCAAAGCUUCUGGUGAGCUACCAUUUAGGGAUGCUCUUCGUAUUAUCACUGGCACCCCCCACCCCCCAAGGCUGUCUUUGGCUCCGGCUCACUCAGACUUCACAUCCGAUUGUGGCACGUCUGUCCUGGGGCUCUGUCACUGAGGGGAAGGAGCAAGACAUUAGGACACUCCUCAUUGGGCAGAAGCAGGCCGCUGCCCGGCCCGUGGCGCCUGACGCAUCCCAUUCUCCUCCACUUUUCAUGGGCUGACAUUCCCAUCAGCCCCUGCUUUUUACAGGCAGUUCAUUGCUUUGACAUGCUUGUGAGUCCUCCAACAAAUGAAGACCUUUUUACCUCUGACCAAGCAGAGGGGGUGAGUUGUUGUGAAGUGCAAACCGCUGCAGGAGGUUGUGACUAAAGGCCCAUGAGGCUUUUUCGUAGAAGCAGGCUGACUCAUUCCUGCUACGUGGUGUUUGGAUUUUGUCUUUCUGUUUAGAUCAACAGCAUCUUAAUGUAAAAUAUAUCUUAGGUAUCAUUUUGGGUAAGCAGUGUCUGCAGAGGAUGUGAUUCACUCCGUGAAGUGAGGCAAAUGCCACUGACCUGAAAUGUUUGUCGCUGCAGACCACACAUCCUCCUAUAGCUCCGCUCUAUUUGGCACAUCUCCCCUCCUCAGCUUCCAGUAUUGCCAUGUCUGUGGUUUUGUUUCAUAACACCUCAGUGGCCCUGAUCACAGCUGAAGCCAUCACAGGACAGAAGGCUUCUUUUAGAUCUGCACUAUAGGUGCCAUUCCACCUCUUGUUACUGGACACAAAUUGCAGCUUGUUAAAGCUUUUUCAGUUUUUUUUAUCUUUGUACAGUAUGAACUGAAAUGAUCUGAGGUCAGAUUAAGAAAACGAGUUUCUAAUCCUGGUGUUAAAUUUGUGUUUCAAGUCAUCACAACUGCAUUGUAGUUUAAGACUUUUUGACUAUUAGUUUGGGCGAUAACGAAAAGUCCUUAUAAAUAAUAUUAAAAUUCCUAUCUAUGUUUUAUACUCACUCUGUCCUGAGAACCCCACAAUCAUUAUUCUUGGAUGGCACUUACCAGUUGGAGUUGUCAAAUAUGAUACUUAACCACAAGUUUAAGUGGUAGGUUAUAGAGAAAACUAGUGACAUCAAACAAGUCUCAAAUGUGAAAAUCCUUUCAACAUUUAUUGAAAACUCUUAUUGCACAGAGUGAACAGCAGCAGAUCCUCUGUCGGAUGUCAUGCAUACCUGACUGCGCUCAUCUAAGCCCCAGUCUUGAAGGAAAUCCCUCAUGGGAAGCCUCAUUUAGCAACAAGCUGCUCAGAAACGUCUUCUUCACCACCUUUGGCCAUGUUUGUUUGUUUGUUUGUUAUUCUUUUCUGUGUGGGCUAUGGCUAUGAGUCUGUUGUUCACGCUUACGUCAUCAACUUGCGUUUAUCGCAAUUAUCCUGAGAUGGCAAAUAUUAAUCGCGGAGGAAUUUUCUGACGGUAUAGUUUAUCACCCAUCCUAAGUGUGUACAUCCCAUCUAGGCCCUGAUCCUGGCUUCCGCAUGAUAAAUGUAGCUUUACAUACUAUAAAAUACACAGGUGCCGGGACCAAAAGUUCCUCAUAGGAACAGGUAAAGAAGCUCCCCUCAACAAUGCUCUGGUUGGAAGAUGAGGAUGUUUGAAGAGGAUGUUUGUAAUUUAGAUCGCACUCUAUUUAAUUUUAUUGUUAAGCAGUCGGCAAGGUUAGGGUCGGGACACCAUCAGUCAGUCAAUCUUUAUUUAUACAGCUCCAAUCAGCAGCCAGGAUUUAUUUAUUACCACGGCCACAGCACUUUGUGGUUGGCACGGCUCUCUAACAUUGAACAAAUGACUGAACAUCUGUUGUUUCGCUUUAUUGCAAAACACUACUUAUCUGUGGAUAUGAUUAAUCCAUGUUAAAAUUGAGAACUAAAGACACUGACACAUGGGGAAGUCUCCUUAAAGAAGUGUUUCCCUUUAACUCUGAUCAUACCAAUCCAUCAGGUGUUUGCAAGGCCAUUUUAAACGGACAGAGGUACACCUUUUGGGCUUCAGAAGAACAACUGCAGAGGACAGUAAGUUCUUCAGGGAUCAUUUUGACCAUUUAAGAUGAUGCUAGCUUUCAAUGCUGUGCACCCAGACUUUAAAGCUGUCUGUCCAUGGUAAUAGUUUGAAAAACUGGAGGUUGUCCUGCCCUGAAAAAGACACAGUGUUCCGAGUAAAUGCGAUGUUCCUCUCUUGGUCAGCACGUUAAGCUCUUCUUGUGCUGGUCAGGACAACAUCUGAUCCAAUUUUCUGCUCGGCUGUACAUUGCACCUGCUGCGUAUGAGAGUUAUAGCUACAUCUCCAAAUAAUAAGUGUAAACACGGAGUAUUGUGACCCUGUUCUGGUCCAUUAUAAAAGAUUUUUGUUCAUUAUUACAGGCAGGUAUUUUUUCAGUGACUCACUGUUUGUGUAACCUUUGUGUAAUGUUCUUUGGACUAGAAAUGCUUUUGCCUCACAUUAUUUUCAUUUUUUAUUUUGAAAGGUUAAUGGUUUUAUCACUGCUAGGCAAAUUUUGUUCCAGAGCUAUAAUGUUUUCUGAAUAAUGUUAAAAGAGUGUUCCCAUACGUUCAACCUAAGCGCUAUUCUGGAUGUAAGAGCAUGCACAUUUUCCCCCAGAAAGACGCCUUUGUUGACUCCACACAUAAGUAUUCCUCCACUUGUACGUUAAUUGUUUAGAUUAACCUAUUAACACUGCAAGUCUGAAGCAGUUGUUGACCCAGUUUUCAUUUCAGCCACUUUCUCAGCAUUUUGGUAGAGCUACCCCCUGCUAAAAGACUUAUUCUCGAUACCUCACACAGGCCUACUCCAUUAAAACAAAUAUUCCUUUUAGUUUUUCAUCUGAGAACAAAGAUUUUGGUUUGGGACUAACAAACGAGGCAUCAGUUUUUUCAGAUUUUGUUUUUCAAGAUUAGCCAAAACAGCUUGCAGCAUUAACCUGUUGGGAGGUUAUUAUCUCUAAGCAAAAAAAAACGUAUAAUUAUGCUCAUCCAGAAAUACUUAUUUACACAAAAAUGACAUUUUUCCUCUUUUAUACAAAGUUUAUCUACACAACAGCUGGCUCAUAGCUUCCAAAUCUAUGGACUCAUACCGGCAGCCUUCAGUUUCUGUUGAUAUCACUCACCUGAAAUCAGAGGAAGGUUUUUAUUUACUGUAGUAACUGUAUGCGGAGCUGGGUUUGGAUCCAGUCUGCACAUUGAUUGUUUGUGUCCAGAUGGAGCAUGAUAAGCGCUUUCCAUUUGGAGUCCUGUGCUGUCCUAACAGCUGCAUGGCAAAUUUAGUGGCAGUGAGUGUGUUGGGGGUGGGGUGGGGAUUAAUCUGGGAGUCAUGUGAGGAAUCCCAAAAUUCAAGUGAUGUGGAAUGACACAGGGUGGACCGUGGUGUGUGUGUGUGUGGGUGCCAAACCACCCUGUCUUGUUAAACGUGUAACACAUAUGCUUCUUAUCAACACAAAAUAGGCGUAAUGAUCAGCAACACUGUGCCUGUUCAUCUCAUCUCUGCCCACUUUGCUGCAUUUUUUAACCGCUUACAGUGUUUUUGUAUGGAAGUAAAUCUGUGCCAUCUGAUUUGAAUUUGAGUUUCUGAAGCUGAAUUUUUUUUGCAUCAAAAUCUUUAAAUUUCGAAACUAUUUCAUUUAAAGCAUGCAUUUUUAUUUCUGACACUUAUUUUUUCACAAUGAUGAAAUAAAUGCAAUGUAAAAAACAAUCAGUCUCUCGAAAGAUUCGUUCAGUAAAAAUUCAGCAAAAAAAUUCAACUUAAAAGAAAUUUCAACGUCAAAAAAUUUAGUGUAAAACAGACCAACUCAACAUCCUGGUUAUCAGGGAGAAGUAAUUUAUUCCUCAACCUUCUGCUGGAAUUGGUGCCACAUGACCAAUCUAGCAUUAUUUGAUUGACUGGACGAUGGAUGAUUGAACCAAGAAUCGAUUGCUUCUCCCUGAUUACCCGGAUGUUAAGUCGGUCUUUUUUAAGGUCCUUUCACACGGGACUGUUUUUUUCAUGCAAUUAUUUUGGACGUCAGUAUUUUUUUCGAACCUGUAUCCUGUUAAUACAAGCGUUCACAUCAGCAACAUUUUCCCAUCCUGUGUUAUUGCAGCAUUUAUUUUUUCGGAUCAUGGUUGAUUUUUCUAAAGUUUCGCAUACUGUGUGUCCACUUCUGGCCAAUCAGAUUGCGUGUUGUUGUGACGUCUGAUUCACCGGUAUAUCCAACAUGGUCCACCGGCUGAUCGUUUAUGAUCAUUUACACAUACAAAGAUAACGACCUGAAGGACAACUUGUGGAGAGUCAUAGCGUAGGAUCUCUCAUAUGAUGAUGGUUUGUGUGCUUUAACAGUUUUGAGACAGUUUUAACAGUCUCAAACUCAAUUGGGUUGUUGUCACAGCACCAUCAGGUCUCGGUUGUUACCUUACGAUUAUGGAUUAUAGUUUAAUGUGCUUAUCUGGUACUGGCCCCGACUCAGUACAUGCUAUCAUGACAGACAGUCAUCUCAACACUAGUGUCUAAUCAGAACUGAAAAACAGUCAACAGUCCUCUUGCUUCCACCCGGGAAGCGUCUUUUUUUUCCCCCUGGAAAGUCGCAAAAUGGCAUUGGGGUUGAUGUGUAUAGUCAGGCGCGUCAAAAUUCGCCUCCGAGUGUUUCGUAAUUUCGUGUCAGAUAUUUACGUCGGUCCCGGUGUGUAAGGACCUUUACGCUGAAUUUUUUGACACUGAAGUUUUUUAUGUUAAAAUUUUAUUUACACAGUUUUUUUAAAGUUGAAAUUUUACUACAUUAAUAUUUUGAGAGACUGAUUUUUUUACACUGAAUAUAUUUCAUCAUUGUGUCAAAUAAGUGUCAGAUAUUAAAAUGCGUGCGUGAAAUUCAAUAGUUUCGAAAUUCAAAGUCUGAUUUUGAUGCAAAAGAGAAAUUCAAAUUCAAAAUCAGAUGGCACAGAUUUACUUCCAUAUCGUUGCCACAAUUCAGCUGAUUCGUGGACUGUGAAUUAGUGGAACAGUUCACCAAGCAAAAAUGACUGAAGGGUUUUGAUCGAAACCUUUUACUGGAAAAACUCGUGGUCGACUUGUGACUCUCUGUCCAAACGGUCCUGACACUGACGCUACAGCAGGUUAUUGUGUAUGUAUGUGCGUGCAUAUGAGUGUGCAUGUGUGCGCGGUUGCGUGAGUGGAGGGAAUCUCCUCCUCGGUCCCUCCCCCUCACAUUAGUAUUAUGCAUGUGGUAAAAAGGAGGCAGGCGGUGCUCCACUCACUCACUCAGUCACUUCCAGCCAGAGCGCUCAGCAUCCUCCACAUCUCUGCAGGGACCACAACCAACGCUCAAACCUCUCCAAACUUGUUUCUCUGGAACAUUCAAUCCUGGACUUGCUCCUGGAGGAGAAAUCUCAAUUUUUCCUUACCUAAACUGGAUCUGACGCGUGAUUUCAAACGCGCAGUCCGACUUUUUCCCGAUGUGGAGCCUUAAAUGUUCUAAAACCAAAACAAACCGGAGUAGGGACUCGAGGUGGGACGCGGUGUUUGCGUUUUGGAUGUGCGGAUCUUGGCGUUCUGCACAUCGGCACAAGCCCCUAAAGUGCUAGUAGUAGUAGUAAAAGGACUGAAAAGACUUUGAGUGAAGUGGGUUGAGGAAAGAAAGCCCAGCAGCGUGGGAGUAAAGAUGGUCCAGAAUGUAAUUCUGGUGUUUUUUCGCAGGAGACUGAGCCAGAGACCGGCCGUGGAGGAGCUGGAGAGCCGGAACAUCUUAAAGCGUGAGUAGGCUUUAAAACCAAGGCUGCAGGCUUCUGUUCAUUCUGUUUGGGAAAAUUUACAGAUAUUUAGAUAGAUAUUUAUACAUAGAGACAUAAAUGAUGUGCUCAUUUGUUCUCAAAAAAAAAAAAGAGGACAACAUAUUUCCAACGUGAUUUUAAAAUAACAUUAAAUUAAAAAAAAAAGAUCUUAAGUUAAUCAAACUUUCACAAAUGAUUUAAUGUAGGUAAAGUAGAUUUUAAAUAUGUCUACUUUCAAACCCUAAACUUUCAAAGUGAUUAAAGGCUGAUUUUUCUCAGGGUCAUGAAUAAAAUGUGUUUUACAGAAAACUUUUUUCAGAGCCAGUUUUUUUUUUAGGGAGACAAAAAGAGGACAGUGUCUUUGUUUCCAACUCUAGUUUGCAUGGUAUUAUAUUAAUGCACAAAUAGCAUUAAUUUGAGUCUGGCUGUUUUGUAUUCCAAAAACAAGUCAUUUUGAUCCAACCUGGCUUUGGUAAUGUUUGGACAUCCUACAAUUUUAAGUCUUGUAUGAAAAUAUUUUACAAAUGUCUAAUCUAAGCAUGAUAUUCAGAUAUUCAUUGAAAUCCUGGUCAAAAAACUUUUUUAUUCACAAACUCAUGCUGAUAAAAGGUCCAUCUAUAAUUUGCACUGUGUGGCGGUUUCAACCAGUGAGUUAGUUCACUUAAAAUUUAGUUGUGGUUGUUGGUUUUUAAGGAUUUCAGCCCAUGUUAAAAUCAAAGUUAUCCAGCUCCAUUUGAAAACAAUGACACUGUUUAAUUCAAGAGAUGAGCUUUUGAAGAGAAACAGCCUGUUCUGUCCUGAUGAUAUAGAACAACGAAAGAAUCAGCUCCCAUGUUUAUGGAGGACAGAGUCUCUCGGCUGAGACGGGCCACCUGUGAGCUCUGAGCAGCUGUCUGUUCUGUCACUGGCCCUGUCUCUGCCCACACAGAACCAUGUGUUCAAACAUUCCCAACGCUGAACAACCACACAGACCAACAAUACAUUUUUUAGAGAAAUUCAAACGGAUUAGUUCACGUGUUUGUGUUGAACAGUAGUUAUCAAGAGAGUAAAUAUCUGCAGACUUUCAAAGGGUCCAGCCGUAGCAGCUUAAUGUGAGGGGAAAUGAAAAAAAGUGAUAGAUGAAAUAGAAAUGAAGUGACAUUUAGUCAACUUUCUGCUCUGUCUAAUUAAGAUGAAUUAUAUUAGGGCUCUAAUCUGCGUGUGUCUCUUCUACUGACAUCUAAGUCUUUAAAAGGAGUCCUGUACUCAGCUCAGACCGCCUCACUUAAAGAGUAUUGAUUGUGUGGAGGUCUGGCAUAUCAGCCCUCCCGUUGGAAGUCAGCUGUCAAGUUCAAUGACUUAAACUGUGAGGGUGUAUUAACUUGACAUGUGAUUCAAGCGAGUCAUCUUCAAAAUAAAAAGAUAAAUGGAUAUAUUUCUGAUUUUUAAAAUAUGGCGUGUGUGAUUCGACUGAACUACAUCUUUUAAAACACAGUGAACAUGUCCCCGCUGUUGAGCCCAUUAGUUAGCUGUUACAGUUAUUGUCCAGUCGCUGUUACUCUCAAGGAUUUUGAAUCAUGUUGUGGUUAUAAUAUGAGUCUAUUUUUCGUCAACAGAAAGAAAUGACCAGACAGAACAAGAGGAGAGGAGAGAAAUCAAACAGCGGCUGAACAGAAAGGUACGAGACUUGAGGCAUGUCCUUAAACUUCAUCCACUUAGAAGUCAUUGGUAAAGCCAUGAGGUGCUGACAGUUCUCUUUGUUAACCAGCUGAACCAACGGCCAACAGUGGACGAGCUGCGGGACAGAAAGAUCCUCAUUCGUUUCAGUGACUAUGUGGAAGUGGCCAAAGCUCAGGACUACGACAGGAGAGCCGACAAGCCCUGGACCAGACUGUCUGCUGCUGACAAGGUAACACCAGAUAACACAAACUGUUACAUUUUAUGGUGCUAAGCUUUUAAGUUGCCAAAUCUAGAGAAAGAUCUCUGUGCCCUGUCUGCGGGGCUAAUGUGAGUCAAAGAAAGUCUUCAAUUCUGUGUUUCCUUGAAAAGGCCCAGUAAAGGAUUAACUGUCCCAAAGCUGUAGUAUGCAGUUUUAACGUAUGCAUGAUCAAAGCCCUCAGUCUCAGUUAAUAGUCUAAAAUUUUUUAAAUUAUCCGGAUGCAGAAAUAAUGUAGACAGCUGUUGAGUUUAUUUUUGUCGAUGUCCAUCAGCAUCAUCCUCCCUGUAAUAAAAAUGCUGCUUCUUCUCAACUCUUUUUAAUGAAUAAGAGAAGAUUACGGGGGCCCUGACGUACAAAACACAACGGCAAAUCAGAAAACACAACAACGUUAACCAUUGUGUUUUCUCUUUUUGUGUUGUGUUUUCUGAUUUGCCAUUGUGUUUUGCACCUCAGGACCACCGUAGGAAGAUAGAAGAUGAAAUUAUAAGCUAAUAAAUUUAUCCUCGAUUAAAUCUAUAAUGCUGUUCAUCUAUGUUAAUGUUAUUCCAUUAAUUUAGGUCCUGGUCACAUGACUGUUUCUCACUCUAGCAGUGGAUUAAUGCUACGGCUCAGAAACCAAUAUUUUUGAUAUUUCAAUUAUUGGACACUCUGAAUCUUUUUUUUAUCAUACACAAGAUGCAAAAAGCAAGAAAAUCUAUUCGAUGUGAUACCUUUAGAGUAACUUUUCUGGUUGCAAAAACUUAAGAAUAUAAAGUAACAGCAGUCAUCGAGCCUCCUCAAUGUCACUUUCAUGAAUUUGGGGUUAAAUGUGUCAAAGUUUUCCUGCUUCUCCAUCUUUUCAAUGCCAUUUAACGCAGUUUGGCUUACAUAAUGUUCACCUGAGCAGCUGCUGUUGUUCAUUCGCUAACAUCCUUAUUCAAGCUUUACUGAGUGGAUAACUCCACUGAUGUAUGAAGGGACACACCUGGGCUCACACGGGUUUUGUUCUGUUUUUUCCUCUGCAGGCAGCGAUACGGAAGGAGCUUAAUGAGUUCAAAAGUAACGAGAUGGAAGUUCAUUCUUCAAGCAAACAUCUGACAAGGUCAGCAUGUCAUUUCACCCUUUCAGAUCUGUUUUUUUGUGUGCUUUAAUUGAACUGUACUGCAUCUCAUAAAGGUCAGUGUGACAUUGUGCAAGGACUUAAAGUUGUAUUAUCUAACACUUUCACAUCAAUAAGUGCUCACCCUGCAGGGCAAGGUUUAAAUUUAGCUGUAACCAGGCCCCUUGAGAACAGGAAGUUGCAACCUUUUGCACCAACUCUUCAAUAUAAUGAAUGUGCGCACAUAUUUAGCUUAUGUUUCACUUAUGCCAAGCCUUUGAAAAAAAAAAAAAAACCUUUAUGCUUACGCAAGAACCCAAUUUUCGAGAAGUGGUCAUUGGCUGCCUCCAAGAGCACUGUCCAUUGUGCUAAUAAUAGCACCUUUGAUUGAUGACACCGGUGUGCGUGUGAAUAUUUAGCCCACUUUCUCUCUUUGUCUCCCUCUCCUGUGCAGGUUCCACCGGCCUUAGCAAGGUUUCUUCUGUGAAGAGUUGCUGAUAUCUGGUUUUGUCAGUGGAGGCUUUGCACGGAGUCUUCCAUCGCUCUGGCCCACAGUCGGUGGGUGUCCUGGUUUUUAUGUCCAGUGAACCUUGGAGGCUAUGUCUCUAGAAAUGGAGCUGCUAGAAGACAAGGAAGCAUGCAGAAAGCUCCACUUCUGCUCAGAGGAACAUGACCUGAAACCUCACUUCACCUUGUCAGAGGGGCAGGGAGAAGCAGGGUCAUGUAUUUGCCAUAGACAAACAAAGACUUUUUUUUGUAAACAGACUCUUUUGAAAGACGUUCUUUUUGAUGCCACAGAGGGGAAAUGUGCAUGUGACCAAGUCCACCAGUCCCACUCCAGUAUCAGUAGUCACAUCCCCAAACUGUGUCUGAGUCUCACUGAUUCAGUUGAUGAUGCGUUUCAUAUCAACAGUGUAAACAGAAACCUUGUCUGUGUUCAAGACAAAAAUCCCUUUGUAAGCACUAUUUAUUGUCUGCACAAUACAAGUUUUCAAUUUGUAGCAAACUUUG
Xyrichtys novacula (pearly razorfish) is the source of this 64053-nucleotide messenger RNA. NCBI's taxonomy places the organism in Eukaryota, Metazoa, Chordata, Actinopteri, Labriformes, Labridae. The record is from the annotation of a GenBank genome assembly.